Closterium sp. Naga37s-1 is the source of this 43800-nucleotide messenger RNA. The record is from the annotation of a GenBank genome assembly. Lineage: Eukaryota; Viridiplantae; Streptophyta; Zygnematophyceae; Desmidiales; Closteriaceae.
AUGGCGGGUCGUCUUUACCUUUACCCCUCGUCUGCUCCAACUCUCUUCUCCAACCCCACCCACCCUCCUCCACCUCGCUCCUCUCACGGCUGUUUCCCCUCCACUCAACCACCUCCCUCCCAAGUCCCAAAUGCCCCGUUUUCUUUUUGUCAGUCUUGGGUCUCAGGAUUUCGGCGGGGCGAUGUGGUCGUUCCGCGCUGCAGGCGGGGCGAUGUGCUCGUUCCGCGCUGCAGGCGGGGUGAUGUGCGCGUUCCGCGCUGCAGGCGGGGCGAUGUGCGCGUUCAGCGCUGCAGGCGGGGCGAUGUGCUCUUCCGCGCUGCUGGCGGGGCGAUGUGCUCGUUCCGCGCUGCAGGCGGGGCGAUGUGCGCGUUCCGCGCUGCGGGCGGGGCGAUCUGCGCGUUCCGCGCUGCAGGCGGCGCAAUGUGCGCGUUCCGCGGUGCAGGCGGGGCGAUGUGCUCGUUCCGCGCUGCAGGCGGGGCGAUGUGCGCGUUCCGCGCUGCGGGCGGGGCGAUCUGCGCGUUCCGCGCUGCAGGCGGCGCAAUGUGCGCGUUCCGCGCUGCAGGCGGGGCGAUGUGCGCGUUCAGCGCUGCAGGCGGGGCGAUGUGCUCUUCCGCGCUGCUGGCGGGGCGAUGUGCUCGUUCCGCGCUGCAGGCGGGGCGAUGUGCGCGUUCCGCGCUGCGGGCGGGGCGAUCUGCGCGUUCCGCGCUGCAGGCGGCGCAAUGUGCGCGUUCCGCGGUGCAGGCGGGGCGAUGUGCUCGUUCCGCGCUGCAGGCGGGGCGAUGUGCGCGUUCCGCGCUGCGGGCGGGGCGAUCUGCGCGUUCCGCGCUGCAGGCGGCGCAAUGUGCGCGUUCCGCGCUGCAGGCGGGGCGAUGUGCGCGUUCAGCGCUGCAGGCGGGGCGAUGUGCUCUUCCGCGCUGCUGGCGGGGCGAUGUGCUCGUUCCGCGCUGCAGGCGGGGCGAUGUGCGCGUUCCGCGCUGCGGGCGGGGCGAUCUGCGCGUUCCGCGCUGCAGGCGGCGCAAUGUGCUCGUUCCGCGCUGCAGGCACGGGUACCACCGUGGCGCCGCCGCCCGCCUCUCAGCCAAUCACGGAAGGCCAUGUGGCAGGGCAGGUGGGCAACGGCGCGGCGAGGAGAGAGGCACGAGCCCAGAGGCGGCUGAGGUGUGCCUGACUUGGCCUCGACGUCCGGACGAGGUUCGUUGCUUGCGUGGUGAGAGGGAGGCGAGGGAGAUUGCUUCCACCCUCACCACCUCUGCUCCCCACACUCACCAUCCCCCACUUAUCACCACUAUUCACCUUCCCCCACCGCUCCCCUCUAUUGAUCUUUCCCCACUGCUCCCUUCCACUCACCGCUGCUCCCCCCCUGCACUCACCUCUGCUGUUCACCCCACCGUUUCCCCGUCCCCCACUGUUCACACCACGGUUUCCCCGUCCCCCACUGUUCACACCACGUUUCCCCGUCACCCACUGUUCACACCACGUUUCCCCGUCCCCCACUGUUCACACCACGUUUCCCCGUCCCCCACUGUUCACACCACGUUUCCCCGUCCCCCACUGUUCACGCCAUUGUUUCCCCGUCCCCAAAUGCUCACACCACUGUUUCUCCGUCCCCUGCUGUUCACACCACGGUUUCUUCCCCACUGUUCACCCACCUCUUGUUCCCUCUGUUCCCUCUGUUCACCCCUCUGCCCUCCCCGCUCGCUCGCCAUGCUCCCCCCACUCACUUGCUAUGCUCCCUCGCACCACUCGCUCGCUAUGCUCUCCCCCCCCACUCACUCAUCACCCGACACAGCCAGUGGGCCCGCUACUGAGUUCUGUGAGCCAUUUGAGCAUGAGGCGUCGUGGGUUCUGUUUGAUGGGCCAGAGGAGGAAGGGGAGAGGUACGCCAAGCUGCUACAGAACCAUGUGGCGCAGGAGUGGAGGAGCGUGAGGGAGGGAGAGGAGGCACGGACGCCGGCAAGGAACCACCCCAUCUGGGGGGGCAUCACCCACCGCUACCACACCCUCCUUGCCCCGGCGCCGGCUCGUGUGGGCCUGCAGGGGCGGUUUUCAACGCAUGCAAAGGAGAGCACAGUAGCGUUCUACACCGUGGCUAUGGGGCGUUGCAUGCUGCAAGCUCUCAACUCCUCGGCUGUGCAGAGAGCAAAGGGGAUGCGGCUUGCCAGGGAGGCGGCUCUGCAGGGAAAUCAGGGUCCUAUUGAGGGAGGACGGGAGACGGGACGGGACAUGCGAGAGGGACGGGACGUGCACAGGCUUCGGGAGAUGCGAGAGGGAGAGGGAGGAGGCUUAGCAGGGCGGGGCACUAGUGGGAGUGCUGGGCAAGGGGUGGGAGGUGUGGCUGAGAAUGGUGCGGUACGCGGUGGUGGGUUGGAUCCAAUGAGUAGAACAGUGAGUGAUAGUGGCGGGAGCAGUGGAGGUGGUGGUGGUAGUGGUAGUGGUAGCGGGAGUCAUAGUGGUGGUGACUGCAGCGUGGGGGGUUCAUGGGGUAACGUGACUGAGGUAAUGGUAGCGUCUCUCAACCAAUUCCUAGUGCAUAACCUCUCACAGGCAGUGGCGGCCGAUGUGCCUGUAGCGAGAGUGACAGUGGGGAGUGACGCUGCUUGUGCUCCUACAGAGGGAGAGCUUUCACCCAGUAGUACCGCCUUCCCUGCUGAUCCUGCUGCUGCAGGUGCAGCUACUGUAACUCCCGGGUCUUUGAGCGCCGCUGCUUUUACCUCUGGUCGUCUCUCUCCUCCUGUCCCGUGUCUGCCGAGAUCUCCUCACGGUUUCGAGAUGGCAGUGCGGAAGGCGACUGGGCUUGACUAUGUGACUGUUGAGACGAAAUCUGCACUUGACGCCACGCUUUCCGUCUAUGCUUCCCCUACUACCCCACAACCCCCCACUCCCCUCCUCCCCCAUCCCCCCUCUCUCCUUUUCCCCUCCUCUUUCCCCACUCCCCCGACCUCCCCCCCGCCUCUUCCCCCACCUUCCCCAGGGCUGACGUGGUUCCCGCACGCCAGUGCGGACGACGAUUGGCUGGAAGAUGCUGCUACGGCCUCGCACGCCUUGCCGCAGGCUCAGGUGCACCAAGAGGGUUUGGCCGAGGGAUGUUUCGCUGUGAGUAGGGUUCAGGAAUGGAGUAAGCGGGCCUGCUGCCUCUCCGUCUCUAUAAUUCCCCUCAUCCCCAUUCUCCCAUGCGCACCCCCCUCUCCCCGUCCUCCUCCCCCUCCUCCCGGCCCCUCCAACCCCCCCUCCCCCCAAACCCCACGGCUUUGUCGUAAGCAGGCCGCGAGCAGCAGCGCUGUAUCUGGACACGUGCGAGAGGAGGUCGUCAAGAUCGAGGAGAUCUCCACAGAGAUCGUGACCGUCCAGGAGAUAUCCACCGAGAUCGGACGGCCAGCUAGGUCCCGCAGAUCAGGGGCGAAAGCCGCGCGAGAAGCAGGCCCAGGCGAAGCGGAGAAGGAGAAGAAGAAAGGGAAGAAGGGGAAGAAGGGAGGCAGGUCGAAGCGAGAAGCACAGCCGCCGGAUGAGGCGACUAGCGCGGACCCUAGGCUACCUGAACGGGUGGGAACUUCAGCGAGAGGUGUUGUGGUGCCGCAAACAGCAGCAGAUGCACAGACGUCCAGUUCUAGCCCUGCUCCUGCUGCUGCUGGUGGUGCCGGUGCUUCUGGUGGUGCUGGUAGGACUGGGCUUAUAGCUGGAUUGGCAGCAGGGGCAGCAGCAGCAGGCGGAGCUGUAGCAGCAGGGGUGGCAGGUUUGGCUGCGAGGCGAGAAGCCAAGCCUCCAGAAGCAGCAACCAGUGGGGAUGCAAUGGAAGGGGUGGCAGGUUCGGAAGGGGUGCGAGGUUCGGAAGGGGUGGGCGGUUCGGAAGGGAGAGUAGAAGGGCAGUUAUCAGCAGAGGAGAUGAGGGAAGACUCGAGAACGUCAGUGGCAGCCGUGUUAGCUUCGGGGGACACUGCGAGAGACCUUAGUGUUGGCGACUCGGAGUCUGCCGUACAAAGUCUGCCUGAACCAACAACGCAAGCAGCAGGAGCAGCAGAAGCAACAGAGGCAGCGGACGCAGCAGACGCAGGUGAGAGAGGUGAGCUGGCAGAAGCAGGUGCAGCAGGGGAAGCAGGCCCGAGCGGAGCAGCAGUUGCUGCUGCCGCCGGGGUUGGAGCCGGGGCAGCAGUGGCAGGUGCCGUGGUAGGAGGAGCACUAGGCGCUUCUCUAGGCUCCCGAGAAGUCUCUAGAGACGACCCCAAAGAGCAGUCCGGUGGGGGGUCGAAACGAGCCACACCUGGGACCCCGCUAGGUGGGAGCUCGCCCGUGUCUGCAAGCGAAGGGGGGAGUAGGCGAGAGGUGAAGGCGAAGCGGAACAGGGUGGGGGAGGGCGCGUUUGGUUCAGGGGAUCAGCAGGAUGGGGUGUUUGGUGGGGAUGAUUCUGGGGGGAGCGGUAGGCAGGGGAGCCAGGGGCGUGGAAGCAUGGGGAGAAGCAGCGGCAGUAGCGGCAGUGGCAGAGAUAGGGAUACGCUCCUGCAGCAGCAGCAGAAGCAGCAGCAGCAGCAGCAGCAGGUGCAGCAGCAGCGGCAGCAGCAGUCGUGGUCGAAACAGCCCCUACCAGGUCAUGUUCCCGGCGCUACUGGUAUGCCCCCCAUGCGCAGCAACAGCGAGCUUCCCCCCCUUCCCCACCGCAGCACCAGCGGCCUUCCCCCCCAGCCCCUGCGCAGCAGCAGCGGCCUUGCUGCCCUCUCCGCGUCCACCAAUAGCAAUCUCCUGCAGCGGGCCGCCACGGGCAGCGGUGACCGUUGGAUCUUCCACUCUGGCGCGGAUCGGGACCAGCUAGUGGAGUCAGAUUCGAGUGAUGACUCGGAGACGAUGAGUGGGCGGCUGGAGGGCGGGUUGGGGGACUCGUGGGGGAGAGCGCGAGGGGGAGACGAAGCAGGGUCGUUCAAAGCGGGGAGCUUGGCGAGUCAGGGGUCUAGAGGAGGGGGAAUGAGCCCUGUGUCUGAAAUAGGGGAGCAGCACGGGGCGGGUAACGCAGCAGGGAGAGCGAGAGGCGGGUUAUGGCAUGGGGCUCCUCGCCCUAGCAGUGCGGGGGGCAAGUCCGGGAGAUCACGGUUAGGGAAGAGAUCACCUAGAGGGUCGUCUCUGGGAGCAGGGAUGCUGGAGCGAGUAGCAGGCGGGACGGCGGGCAGCAGAGGGAGCUUUGGAACAGGGGCGGAGAUUAACAGAGCGAGUAAGAGCAUGAGGGGGUUGCCGGUAGAAGGGUUGGCUAGCGCGGGGGCUAGCGGGGCGUGGAGCUCGUCAGAUGGAGAGGGGAGUGUGCAGACGAGGGGGGUAUCAGGGGCGGCUCAGCCUGUGGUUGUGGGGUUUGUAGGGCCUGCCAGGCCGGGAACGCCUGUUUCGCUGACCAGGGUUGGGUCUGGGGCGCCUGUGUUGCGCCCUGCUACGUCUGGGGGUUUGUUGCUGGAGGAUGUGGGGAAGUAUGAUGACUGGGUGGUGUAUGAGAGUGAGGGGGAGGAGGAGGAGGUGCAGAGUCGGCUUGUGAGGGGGAGAGGGAGAGGGGUGGUGGAGAAGAGGGUGGUGCAGGAGGGGGGGGUGGCGGGGGUUGUGGAUAAGAAGGAGGUGAGGGAGGGAGGGCAUGCACAGGGAGUAGGAGCAGCAGCAGCAGCAGCGGCAGGGGCAGGGGCAGUGGGGAUGACGGUUGGGAAUGUGGGGCGGAGGAAUGGGGUAGAGAGGGACGUGUGGAGAGCAGGGGAAGAGGACUCUGAUGACUCGGACUCGGAAGUCAAGCACGAGGCAGGAUGGGGGCACGCCUCACAGCAGCAGAGUAACGGAUUCAUGUUCAACAGCCAAGGGGGAACGCCUGGGGGCGGGUUUCACCCGGGGGAGGUUCAUCCAGGGGGGAUCCAUCCCCAGACUGGUGCAAGGCAUGCGCCCCAGCCACCCACUAGUCCGCGCCCAUCAUCCCCCCGGCCUCUCCCAUUCGCCUCCAGGUCUUGGUCCUCUGCCCCUGCUCCUCACCCCCAGCAGCAGCUCCCCCCUCGCCCUGUCGGCCCUCCUAACGCCUCCUCCUCCCAGCAUGGUCCUUCACAGCCCCACCCGUUCUCGUCAGGAACAGCAGGUAAGCCGCGCAUACCCCCCAUCCCCCCGGCUUAUGGUCACUCCCCUGCUUAUGCUGCGCCUGCUGCUGCGUCUGCUGCUGUGCCGGGUUCCGCCCCACACCCGUUUGCCGCCGGUGGGUUCGCUGGGGGGGCGGGAGCUCCUGGAGUGGCAGCAGCAGGGGCUGUGCCUGGGGGCCAGCAGCAGGGGCAGCAGCAGUCGUGGGGGGGGUCUGUGGCAGGGUUCUUUGCAGGGGCAAGCGCGUUUGUGUUUGGGGCGAAGCAUGACGGGCACGCAGGGCGGGAGGCAGGGAGGGAGGCGCAGGGGAAGGAGGUGCAGCAGGGGAAGGAUUUGAACCAGUCAGGUGAUGCUGGGAUGGGGCUAAGGGACGGGGAGCCAGGGGGGUCUGCAGCAGCAGGUACGGGAGCUGUAGAAGGUGUAGCGAGUGGGGGCAGUGGCAGUGGCAGUGUUAGUGGUAGUGGUAGUGCCAUGCGCCCUCCUCGCCCUCCUUCCCUUGCCAUUCCUGGAGCAACGGGUAAUGCCACUAGCCCUGCUGCUGGCCGCUAUAACACCCAUGCACAGGCAGGAGCAAACGGAGAGGCUGCAGAACCACCCGCAGCAGCUGUUGCUGGUGCUGCUGCUGCUGCUCCUGGUGUGUUUGCGGUAGCGGAGGGUCAUGAGGCUCUUAUGUCUCCCAUUGCCUUCGUUACAGUCUCGCCUGCUAAGAGCACAGGGAGAGGCACAGACGGAGCUGCAUUGCCAGGGGCAGCAACAUCAGCAGCAGCGGCGGUUCCUGGGAAACCGGUGGGAGGAGCAGCAGAGAUGGGGGUGAUUAGUCAGCAGCCUCCACAGGGGUACCGGCCUGGGGCGGGGCUUGGUGGGUGGAGUAAAGGGUCUGGUGCUAGGGCCGGUGGGGUUGGUUUGGGAUGGGGGGAGGGGAGUGAGGAGGAGGAGAGUGAAGAGGCGGAGAGUGAAGAGGCGACGGAGGAGGGUGAAGAGUAUGAGGUGGAGGAAGAGGAGGAGGAAGAGGAGGAUAUGGAAGAGGAGGAGAUGGAGUAUAGUAGUGAUGAGGAAAGUGAGGAGGAAAGUGAGGAGGAGAGUGAGGAGGAAAUUGAGGAGGAGAGCGAGGAGGCAACUGAGGACGCAAGUGAGGAGGAAGAGGAGGAUGAGGAGGAAGAGAAGGAAGAGGAGGAGGAGGAGGAGGAAAGUGAGGAGGAGAGUGUAAAUGCGUGGGUGGGCAGACCGAUACUGGCGCCAUCACAGGCAGGCACUCCCACAGGCUAUGGGGGUAUGAAAACCCCCGAUGCAAUCGGAGGCAUCGUGUUUAUUAACGAGUAUGGUGCUGCCCCUCCCUCCCCUGCUCUGGGGGCGAAUUCCGUGGGUACGGGAGGGGGUACGAGUGGGGCCAGCACACCUUUGGGAAUGGGUGGGGCGAGUGGGGCAAUGGGGGGGAGCAAAUCGCCUGGUGGUAGGCCAGGGGAGGAUGAGCGCGUGUUUGUGGUUUUUAACAAGUCGAGAUUCUCACCUACUGCUGCUGGCGCUGCUGCUGCUGCUGCUGAUGCUGGUGGUGCUGCUGGUGGUGCUGGUGGUGGUGGCUUGUUGGCUGAUACUCAAGGAUCAGGGACCCUUGUGGUGAGGAUUGAGAGAGGUGUGGAGGAGGAGGGAAGUGAGGAGGACGAGGGGGAGGGUGGCAGUGAGGGGUGGGAUGGAGGGGAGAGUGGGGAGGAGGAUGGGAGUGAGGGUCGGAGUGGGUUGGAAGGAGAGAGUGAGGAGGCUGGGAGUGAGGAAGGGAGUGGGUUUGAAGGGAGUGGUGAGGGGGAGAGUGAGGGGGAGAGUGAGGGGAGUGAAGGAGAGGAGAGUGGGACAGAAGGGAGUGAGAUGAGGGUAGGUAGGGAGGAGGGAGAAGAUGGGGAAUUGAGUGCGGUGGAGAGUGGUGCUUCUGGAGGGAGUGAGGGGAGCGAGGAGGAGAGUGAGGAGGGGAGUGAGGAGGGGAGUGAGGAGGAGAGUGAGGAGGGCAGUGAGUCCAGCCUUAGCCCUGUAGGGAGUUCAGUCGAGGGAGAGACUGAGUAUGUGGGGAGUGGGGAGAGUGAGACAGAAGAGAGUGAGGAGGAGAAUGGGAGUGAGGAGGAGAGUGGAAGCGAGGAGGAGAGUGGGAGUGAGGUGGAGAGUGGGAGUGAGGUGGAGAGUGGGAGCGAGAGCGAGGGGACGGAAAGUGGUUCGAGUGAGAGCGAGGGGAGUGAGGAGACAGGGUCAAGCGAUGAUGAGGACGGCACAACUUUGGACGGCACAUGGGACGGCACAAUGGACGGCACAAUGGACGGCACAGUGGGCGGCACACUAGAUGACAGAACGCUGGAUGGGACAGAGGGUGUGACUCUAGGAGGGAGUGACACUAUGGAGAGGACUUUCACCCUGGAAGAGACCGAGACAGCCGUGAGUGAGACGCUGGGAAGGACGUUGACUAGAGAGGGGAGUGGCACAAUUGAGGGGAGUGAGUUUAUAGAGGGUACGGAUGCAAUGGGGCGAAGUAUCACGUUUGAGACAGUUGGGAGGACUGAGACGUUUGAAGGCAGUGGGACUAUAGAGAGGAGUGGUACUAUGGAGGGGAGUGGCACUAUUGGGAGGAGUGACACUAUGGAGGGAACUGAGGCUAUGGGGAGAACCAACACGUUUGAAACCCUCGGGGAGACUAGAACUUAUGAAGGCAGUGACACUAUGGAGGGGAGUGAGACUAUGGAGGGGAGUGAGACUAUGGAGGGGAGUGAGACUAUGGAGGGGAGUGAGACUGUUGGGACGGCAGAUAGAACUUUGACUUUGGAGGGAACUGAUAUUCCGAGUGAUAGUGAAAGGGGCGGCCGUAGGAGGGCUGGCAGUGAUAGGGGCAGCAGUGAGAGGGAUGGUAGCUCUUAUCAAGGAGAUAGCUUAUCCGAGGGGAGUGAGGAGAGUGAGGAGAGUGACGGGAGUGAGGAGAGGGAGGGGAGUGAGGGGAGUGAGGAGAGUGAGGAGAGUGACGGGAGUGAGGAGAGGGAGGGGAGUGAGGGGAGUGAGGAGUCAGAGAGUGUGGAAUAUGGUGAUACUCUGGGGGAUAGUGACAGUAUGGAGGGGAGUGAGGCUGUGAGCAGGAGUGCAGCAAGCAGGAGCAGAGGAGGGUACAGUGAUGAUAUUGUGCUUAUAGAGGUGGUGACUGUGACGGGGUCUAGAACCAGUGGGACCCGGGAAGACUUGUCGAGUGUGAGAGGGAUGAGUGAGAUUGGGAGUGAGAUGGGGAGGAGUGAGAUAAGUAGGAGGAAGAGAGUGGGGAGUGAGAGUAGGGGGAGUGAUACAGAGGCGACAGAGACAGAGGGGAGUGAGACAGGCAUGAGUGGGAGCGAGGAGAGUGGGAGUGAGGAGAGCGGGAGUGAGGAGAGUGGGAGUGAGGAGAGUGGGAGUGGGAGGAGCAGCAGGAGUGGAAGCGACGAGAGUGAGGGUAGUGAGGGUAGUGAGAGUGAGGGCGAUGAGAUUGCGAGUCACAGCUCAGCAGCUUCUGAGGAGUAUGACUCCCAUUCGCAGAGCAGUGAAGGUUUUGAGUCUGAAAGUGGCUCAGAGAAAGGAAGCGUCCACUCUGGUUCCCACACAAUCAGCCCUCAUACUGCUUCAGAGGUUUCUGCUUCCGAGGUUUCAGGGUCGGAAUCUGGUGGGGGAAGGUCAGAUAGUGAAGGGGGUCAGUCAGAGGACGUUUCUGGGGAAUCGGGGUCUGAGAAGGUGUCCAGGUCAGCAUCGCACGCUUCCAGGUCAGCAUCACACGCUUCCAGGUCAACAUCGCACCAUUCCAGGUCAGCAUCAGAUGCUUCAGGAGGAGCGGGAGCGAGCAAAAGCGGGACUGCUGCAAGUCGCAGCCCUUCUGAAGCAAGCCGCAGCCCGACUGUUGCAAGCCAGUCCCCUGGCACAGAAUCGUCUCCUGUGGAGACACUCAGUAAGGGGUCGUCGGGAAGCGCAUCUGCUGCAACCCAGUCUCCUAUCGAAUCACUCAGUAAGGGGUCUUCGGGAAGUCAGUCUCGGAUGGGAAGCAAGAGUGGGUCUGAUGGGAGUGGGUCUCACGCUAGCAAGUCUCAUGCUAGUACAUCCCACUCUAGCAGCUCUCAUGGAGUCAGGUCUCAAGCGAGCAGGUCUCAAGCUAGUGGGUCGCGUAUUAGUGGGUCGCACACUAGCGGGUCGCAGGGUAGCGGGUCGGCAGGGAGCAAGUCAAAGGGAAGCGGCUCAGAGAGGAGCGAUUCGGAGUAUGAAGGUAUGGGGUCUGAGGAGGAGGAGGGUGAGGGAUUCAGCAAGAAGGGCAGUGAGAGGUACAGCGGUAGUGACAGUGGGAGGGAAGGGAGGGAAGGGAGAGAAGGGAGUGAGAGUGUGGGGAGUGAAAGAAGUGGGUCUGGGGUGUCUGCUGUUGGUGGUGCUGCUGUUGCGGCUGCUAGCGUUCCUGCUAGUGGUGCUGCUAGCCCCAGCCAUCAGCUUGGGAUGCCAACAGGUGGCGCUGCGUCAUUGGCAUCGGGUGCAAUGCUGUCGCCAGGGGGGGAGGGAUGGAAAAGGCCUCUUACUGUAAAGGUGGGGGGGAGCUCCCAAGAGCCUAGCUCAGAGGAAGAAGAGGAGGAGGAAGAGGAGGAGGAAGAAGAUGAGGAGGAGAGUGAGGGUGUUACUGCAACUGAGGAGGAGGGAAGCUUGGUUGAGGAUGAGGAUGAAGAGGAAGAGGAGGAGGAGGAGCAGGAGCAGGAGGAGAGUGUGUUUACGGUGGAUAGGAGCUCAGAGGAAGGAGGGAGUUUGGAAAGUGACAGGAGGUUAGAGAGUGAGAGGCGCUCAGAAGUGGACGGUUCAGUGGGUGACAGGUCAGAGGAGGAUGGGAUGUCGGAGGGUGAUGGGAUGUCAGAGGGAGAAGAGGAUACGGAGGAGGAAGGAGGAGAGAGCAUAGGAAGCGAGGAGGAGGAAGGAGGAGAGAGCGUAGGAAGCGAGGAGGAGGAAGGAGGAGAGAGCGUAGGAAGCGAGGAGGAGGAGAGGAUGGCGAAGAUGCUUCGAGCAGAGAGCAAGAGGCGGUUUGAUACGGUGCUCGGGCAGCUGAAGGGGCAGCUGAAGGUUCUGCUGAGGCAGGAUUCCCAUGGGAGCGGGCAGUCUGAAGGGAGUGAGGGGAGUAGGGAGGGGAGUGAGGGGGGGAGUGAGGGGUUUGAGGGGUCUGAUAGGAGUGGAGUGAGUGUGGGAGAUGGGAGGAGAGAAGAGAGCGAGAGUGGGGAGGGUGAGGAGGAGUAUGAAUCGGCGAGCGAGAGAGGGGAAGAGUCGCAAGAGGAGGAUGAGUAUGGGUCCAGAAGUGCGAGUGAGAGGGAGAGUGAGAGGGAGAGUGAGAGCGAGGGAGGAAAGCAAGACAAGGAGGAUGAGGAGUGGGUGGAGGAAGAAGCAAGGGAUUCGGUUAAGAGUGCCCCAGCAGUCUCAGCAGCACCAGCACCCCCUGCUUCCCCAGCGGCCCCAGCAGCCCCAGCUUUCCCAGCACCGCCCCCUCAGAGGUUCCACCACCCACAGCCGCCCACCACGCCCUCUCUUCAGCCGUCCCCGCCGUCCCUCGCCUUGCGCCGCUCCUUCAAGCGCCCCCAGCCCCUGCGCCCCUCCUCCGCCUCGCCCCUCUCCGCCCACCCCUUUGCGCAAGCGCCUGGUUCUGCUGCCACCACGCCACAGAGCACGGGAGGGUCGUCUGGAGGGUCUACCCCCCACAGUGCCGUUGGUCUUGCCACUGGUGCCAUUGGUGCCACUAGUGCGUCUGGUAUGGCUGGCCCUCGCCCUGCAGGUGAGUCCCCUUUUUCCUUGUACCGGCCAUCGUCCCCUGCUUCUGAUUCUGCUGCGUUUGCUUCUUCUGCUCCUGGAGCGUCUGUGUCUGGUUCGCCUGUUGCUGCCGCUGCACGUGCUUCGCCUGGCCUUGCUGCUCCUGCUGCUUCCCCCGUUGCUGCUCCUGCUGCUCCCCCCUUUGCUGUUCCUGCUGCUGCCUCGGUUGUUGCCCCUCCUGCUGCCUCUGCUGCUGUUCCCUUGUCUGCAGAGUUCUCUCCCCUUCCCUUGUCUCAACCCCCUGAACCCGUCCCCUCUAUCCUCCACCCAAUGGACCCACGUGCACAUCCAGUUUCCGUGCCUCCUCACACCACAGCCGCUCCUACCGCCCAUGCUACAGCCGCUCCUAACGCCCAUGCUACAGCCUCGCAUCACCCCCACUCUGCUGUUUCUCCCGCCCCUCCUGUCCUCCACCCUCUGGACCCACGGGCGCAGCAGCAGCUGCCAGCACAGGUGCCUAAAAGGACUCAAGGGCUUCAAGUGACUGAAGGGAGCGAAAGGACUGAAGGGACCCGAGAUGGGGGUUUCCCUGUAGGUGCCCUGGUGCAUGGUUUGUCGGCCGACUCUGAUACCAUGUCGGCUGGAUCCAGGCACGAGGCCUUUGCUGAUGCUAACGCCCGUGCCCAUGCUGGCACUGGUGCUGACGCUGAUGCUCGUGCUGGUGCAGAUGGUGAUGUGAGUGGGAAAGGCAAGUACGGUGCAGUGCUGGUCCCUCCGGCCUUAGUCCCCGGUGGUGCAGGCAGCUCGCAGUCUUCCAGCCGGCCCGAGUCAAGGGAGUCAACCGAGUCAACCAGGGCGGGUGAGUCACCUGAGAAAGGUGUGUUAGCAGCAGUUGGAGGAGCAGAAAGAGGAGGGGUGGAAGGAGGGGUGGAGAGAGGUGUGGAGAGAGGGGAGGGAGUGGUAGCGACAGAGGCAUGGGUGCUUGCAAGCAUGAGGCAAAGAGCAAAGCUUGAAGGUCGCUCGGAAGAAGGCUCGGAACACGGCUCGGAAGGAGGCUCGGAAGGAGGUGUGGGAGGAGGUUUGGAGGGAGGCUUGGAGGAGGCUAUGGAGAUAGCAGCUGUGGGUGACUCAACAGAGCGUUCCUUUAUGGGGGGUUCUGUUAAAACGGGGCCUGCUGCCGCUGUGGUGGGUCAGAUGGAACAGGGUGAAGCUGGUGUGGGUGCUGCAGUUAUGAGUGUGCGGGAGAGGAGGAGUGAGGGGGAGAGUGAGGGGAGGGAGGAGGAAGGUGGAGAGAGUGAAGGGGAUGCAAGGGCGAGUGACGAGGAGAGUGAGAGUGGUAGUGGAGAAGAGAGUAGGAGCAGUGUGGGGGGGAGUGAGGAUGGGAGUGAGGGUGAGAGCGACGGCGAGAGUGAGGGGGAAAGUGUUGAUGGGAGUGGGGUGGGGAGCACGGAAGGAAGUGAAGGAAGCAGUGAGGAGUCAGGGAGCAGUGAGGGAGAGAGCGAGGGAGAGAGUGAGGGGGGGAGUGAGGAAAGUGAGGAGGAGAGUGGGGAGGAGAGCGGGGGGGAGAGUGAGGGUAGUGUGACGGAGACAGAUGCUGUGACCAGAACCAGCUACUCAGGGAGUGAAGGGGACGAGACAGAGAAAGAGGAUGAGUCGAGCGAAGGGGAGAGUGAGAGUGGAGAGAGUGAGAGUGGGGGGAGUGAGAGUGGUGAGAGUGAGAGUGAGAGUGGAGUGAGUGAGAGUGAAGGGCAAAGUACAGUUGGCACAAUGAGUGUGGCGAGGGAGGGAGGACCAAGGAGUUCAACGCAUGCUGAGACAGAAACCGAGGCAGAAACAGAGACAGAGACAGAGACAGACGCAGAUGGGAGAAGUGAAAGGGUGGGGUUGGAGGGGGAUGGAGAGAGUGUGGUGACGGAGGAAGGGGUGCUGAUAGAGGUGGCGAGUGUGGCGAGUGUGGUGGGGAGGGGGAGUGUGGUGGGGAGGAGUGAGGGAGUGAGGGUGGAUAGUUUGUUGAUAGAGGUAGAGAGUGUGGUUGGGGCGGAGAGUGUGGUGGGAGGAGGGAGUGUGUUUGGAGGGGAGAGUGUGGUGGGAGGAGGGAGUAUACUGGGAGAAGAGAAUGUGAUUUUCGAAGGGGGAGAUGAGGCAGAAGAAGCUUACAGUAAGGAAGGAAGCGAAUCAGACAGGAGCGAGGGGAGUGAGGGAGUGGAAGAACAUGGGAGCGAGGAGAGUGAGGGAGUGGAAGAACAUGGGAGCGAGGGGAGUGAGGGAGUGGAAGAACAUGGGAGCGAGGGGAGUGUGUGGAGUAAGCAUAUCAACGAUGGGGAGGGGCCGGGUGGUGAAAGCGGGAGUAUUGGGAGCGGAAGUGAGAGAAAGGGGUCGUCAGACUCCGAAAAGGAAGUGGAGGAAGAGGAAGUGCCUGUGUCAAUGGCAGCUGGCGGAGAGACACCAGCAGCACCUGCGAGUCAGGAUGAGAAUGUCAGUGAAGGAUCCACUGAAUCUGAAGCUGAAGAGGAAGUGCCUGCGUCAGUGGCAGCUGGAGAAGAGAUACCGAAGAGUUAUGAUGAGAAUGUCAGUGAAGGAUCCACAGAAUCUGAAGAGGAAGAGGAAGUGCCUUCUGCUGACAUGGCCAAGGCGGCUGGCGCGGCAAAGGCUGCUGACGUGUCACUGGCAGCGCUGAUGGCGAGGACGCCCGAUGCCAGGCCGGUGACCCCGGUGCGCAGAACGUGGCUGGAGGUGCUGCAGAGCCAUGCUGUGCUGUCAGAACUGAUGACGGAGGAGGACAUGGGCGCGCUGCAGUUCCUGUGCUCUAUGACGGAGGAGGACAUGGGCGCGCUGCAGUUCCUGUGCUCCGUGGACUUUUGCAAGUCGCAACACAGCAUGGAUUUCCGCGUGGACUUUCUCUUUGACGCCAAUCCCUUCUUCACCAAUGAAUACCUGAGCCGCGUCUUUGCUGUGGCGAGAAACCCCAAGACUGACCCAAUCAUCAUGUCCAUUCACUGCACCCCCAUCGCCUGGCAGCCAGGCAGGGACUUAACCAAGCGCCGCACAGGGUGGUUUGGAUGGGCUGCUGCCACUCUCACCCAGGGAGGGAGGGGAGGUGGCGCUGCUGCGGGUGGUGCUGGCAGGAGCAGCUUCUUUACGUUGUUUGCCUCGCGAUCUGCGCUCUCUGCUUCUGAAGCCAACGAGGAGGCUGUGCGAAUGAAGAUGCUGGAAGAGGCAGCUCUCACCAACGGCCUUUUACAGUCGUCAGAGGGUCAUGUGGUGUCUAACCUGCUCCGUUGGUACACUGUAAAGUCGCUCGGUGGGGGAGAGGAGGAGGAAAACGAGGAGGAAGAAGGGGAUGAAGAAGAGGAGGAAGAGGAAGAGGAGGAGAAAAAAAUAGGGAGCACUGAAGCUGUAGCGACUUUAGAGACGUCUAAGAAAGCGGGUGUUGCAGGGCAGGAGGCAACUGGGCGUCCUAGUAUAGAGGAGGAGGAAAAGAGGGUGGAGGACGGUAGUGAGGCUGUGCUGCAGGAUGGGGGAGAGAAUGAAAGGCGAAUGGUGGGAGGCGAGAAGAGGGAUGAGCUUAUUCCUCGGGAGGAGGAAGAGAAGCAAGGAGAAGAAGGAGAAGAGGUGGCGGAAGUGAGACAACAAGAGGAGGUGGGGCGAGAGGGAGAGGGUCCGAGGCCUGGGGGAGUAAAAGUGGUGGAAGGAGCAGGAAGGAGAAGCGUUGGGGAGAAAUUGGACCUUGUGGAAUCAGAAGAUGCAGCAGUAGUGCUUGCAGGAGGCAGGGGGGGAGACAGAUGGGAGGAAGAGGAGGAGGAGGAAGAGGAGGAGGAGGAAGAAGAGGAAAAGGAGGAGGAAAAGGAGGAGGAAGAGGGGGAGCGUGGAAUGGUUAUAGAGGAGCAAGGCGUGGUUGACAGGAGUGGGGGCAUGGAGAGGGCGGGAAGGAAGAUAGAGAAAGAAGGGGCGGGGAUGGGGGGGGUAGAGGCGGGAACAGGGAAAGCAGCAGGUGUGGCAGGGACCGGCAUGGAGGGUGCAGGGACGGAUAUGAGGGGUAUAGGGGCGGAUAUAGAGGGUGGAGGGGCGGAUGUGAAAGAGGAGAAUGUGGUGGCAGUUGCAGCAGCAAGGGAUGCGGAGGCUGAGAGAUGUGAGAGUGAGAAGGGUGAGACUGAGACGGGUGCGAGUGAGAGCGAGAGGGAUGAGAGUGUGAGGGAGGAGAGUGAGAGAGAGGAGAGUGAAAGGGGGGAGAGUGACAGUGGCAUGAGUGACGUUGAGAAAGAUAGCUGGCCAGGUGGGGGGAGGGCAAGGAAUGUGAGGGAGGAGAGUGAGAGAGCGGAAGGUGAGAGGGAGGAAAUUGACGGUGGCGGGAGUGACGCUGAGAUGGAUGGCUGGCCAGGUGAGGGGAGGGCAAUUGGGGAUGUGUACGUCCAGAAGAUGAAGGAUGGAGGGGAAGGAGGGGUAGAGGCUGAAUACGAGGAGGCGGGGAGUGGCAAGGAGGAGGGGAGUGGUGAAGAGGAGGGAAGUGGUGGUAACGAUGUGAGAGGGGAUGACCUGAGGGGCUCCAGUGGCAGUCUUGGGGAUGCCAUGCCGGGUAUGGCAGGGGGAGGAGGUGGGGGGGAAGGGGAAGAGGAAGGCGCAGCGACAGGGGCAGAGGCAGACGCAGGAGCAGGGGCAGGGGAAGUGGGAGGUGGAGUUGAGGACGGGAUGGGAGAGGGGGACUCGUGGAUCGCGGUCCGUGUCGGUGGGAGGAGAGAGAGCAGAGAUGGCCGUGAUUGGGGCGCGUUGCGAUACGAGGGGGCAGGGAGUGAGGGAGGGAGUGAGGGAGUGAGUGAGGGGGAGAGUGAGGGAGGGGGUGAGGGAGGUAGUGAGGGAGGGAGUGAGAGGGGAAGCGAUCGGGUGAGUGAGGGGGUAAGCGAUGGGGCUGGCAGUGGGCAGGGGAGUUCAGUGGAGGGCGAGCUAGCAGAGCUGAUGCAUGCAGUGGACAGCCAUUCACUGCCCUUCUGGCAUGCUGUUGCUGCCACAGGAAAAGAUGGGCUGGUGGGGCUGGAAGGUCGGGAGGAACUGGAGGGUCUGGAGGGACUGGAGGAACUAGAGGGAGUAGAGGGAGUAGAGGGGCUAGAUGUGGCCGAUGCUGGUGCUGCUUCUGCCGCAGCUGUGCCUGCUCGCUCCCGUACAGGAACGCCAAUGCCUGGCAUCCGUGCUGCUGCGUCAGGGCCUGCUGCCGCUGCCGCUGCUGCUCCGUCGUCUGCUGCGCCUUCCAUGUUCUCGCGAGCUGGAACACCCAUGCCGGGUGUCCGACCUUCUGGCUUACCUCCUCCUCCUCCUCCUCCUCCUCCUCCUCCUCCUCCUCCUCCUCCUCCUCCUCCUCCUCCUCCCGUUCCCGGUGGUGCUGCUUCUCAUGCUGCUUUGCCCACUGCUACUCCCGCCUUUGCCUCCCGUGCCGCUACUCCCAUGCCGGGAGUGCAUGCUGCUUCUGUUUUGCCUCCUCCUGUUCCUCCUUCUGCUGCUGCCCCUGCAGCGUUCUCUCGCUCUACUACCCCCAUGCCCGGUGUGCAUGCCGCUCUUGCUCCUGCUGCUCAUCCUUCCCGGGCAGUAACACCCAUGCCUGGUGUCCAUUCUCCUGCUUCUCCUGCUGCUGCUCCUGCAACAUUCUCUCGUGCCACCACACCCAUGCCCGGUGUCCAUUCUCCUGCAGCAGGCUCCACUGCUUCUCCCUCUGCAACCGCUUCUCCUCCGUCCUUCUCCCGCACUCUCACGCCCAUGCCUGGCCUUCCCCCUCCUGCUGCUCCUCCUCCUCUUCCUCCUGCUUCCGCCAGGGCAGUGACGCCCAUGCCUUGGGUUGCACCUGCUCCUAGUGCUGCUUUUGCCCCUAGUGCUUCAUUCUCCAGGGCAGUGACGCCCAUGCCUGGGGUUGCACCUGCUCCUAGUGCUGCUUUUGCCCCUAGUGCUUCAUUCUCCAGGGCAGUGACACCCAUGCCUGGGGUUUCACCUGCUGCAAACUUCCCGCCUCCACCUGUUCCCCAUCCUCCUCAUCCCGCUGCUAGUGGUGUUAGUUCAGCAUUCUCCUCCAGGGCAGUGACGCCAAUGCCUGGUGUCCAUCACAUCUCCCCGCAUCCUCCACCUGCUGCUGCUCCUCCUCCUCUUGUAGCUUCUGCCGCGCUCUCCCGGACAGUGACGCCCAUGCCAGGUGUUCGUGCUGCAGCUACUCCCAUGCCUGGUGUUCGCGCCACAGCAACGCCCAUGCCUGGUGUUCGCGCCACAGCAACGCCCAUGACUGGCGUGCACGGCGUGCCUGAUGUGCGUGCCACAGCUACACCCAUGCCCGGCAUGGCUGGGGAGAACAGCAGGCAGCAGCAGCAGCAGCACGGGAGAGCAGUUGUCAGCAGGGGCCACUCGCGGGGAGCGACUGAGGGGGCUGCGUUUUACACCCCCGUUGAAGGGGCAACUGCGUUUUACGGCCCGCCAACUGAGCAUGCGGCCUUCUUCGCCCCCCCUACUGACGGGGCUGCGUUUUACGGCCAAGCUGUGGGGCGCUCCCAGUCCCACAGGCACGCUGCAAGCCCCUCCCACUCGUAUCCCAGGCAGGCCAUAAGCCACGGUCGCAGCCAGAGCCACGGCAUGGGAGGGUGGGCUCUUGCUGACCCUCAUUCUACUGCUGCUGCUGAUGUAGGGAGGGAGAGCGGUUUGGAGGUGUGGCGUGUGGUCAUGCAGGGGUAUGGGGAAGGGGGUGUGGGAGGAGCAGGGAUGGGGUAUGAGGUAGGAGGAAGUGAACAAGACGCAGCAGGGAUAGGUUAUGGGCCGUGGCAGGAAGGGGAAGAGGGGGUUGUGGGGGGGAGUCAGAGGCUGGUGGUGGCGAGUGGGAGUGAGAGGGACGGCGAUAGGAGCAGUGUGUGGGACAGGAGCAGUGUGGGAGAUGGGAGCAGUGUGAGUGUGGGGGAUAGCCUGGUGUCGCUUCUGAGAAUUCUGAAAAACGAGGGGGAGGGCGAUGGGAGCAGUGUGGCGGAUAGUCUAGCAAGUAGCAUGGAUGGUGGUGGUGGGGGGGGGAGCAUGCCAGGCAUGGUUGAUGGGAGCCACGACAAUCACCACGAGUACAACUACCAGAGGCAUUCGUUGCAUCCGUCAGACACGGAGGAGGAGGAAGGAGAGGCAAGGCCGUGGCUUCGCUCAGAAGUCUCGUCCAUCCGAAGCAGAUCCCGAGGGAGGGGCGGGUCCCUCAGUGACGUGACCAGCCUGGGGAUGAGUGAGGGGGAGGGAGCGAGUGAGGGAGUGAGUGAGGGAGUGAGUGAGGGGGAGAGCACCCGGUCUGUGGAGGCAGAGCUGGGAGAUCUGAUGGACGCUCUAGAUGGGGAAUUGUCGCCCUUCUGGACCGCUCAUAACAGCGUUGGGAGCAUGGGGAGCGUUGGAGCAGGGAGGACUGGCAGCAUUGGGAGUAUCGGGCUGGGCAGGACUGGGAGUUUCGGGAGUGUUGGGAGCGCAGGGAGGAUGUUGAGGGGGAGUGUGGGGAGUUUUAGGUCGGUGAGGGAGGAGGGGGAGACAGGGAGGGGAGGAGGGGAGGGUGAGGAGGAGAGGGAAGCGAGGAUGGAUGUGUGGAGAGAGGUGAUGGGGAAUUACUGGGAGUUGAGAGGGGCAGGCGCGUUCGGGUAUAGACAUGCCUACCGACAUGCAGAUAGGCAUGAAGAUAAACAUGAGGACAGAUAUGAGGAUAGAGAUGAGGAGGGUAUAAAUAUGAAUGGCAAGGUGGAUGCAUAUAAGGGGGGAGAGGGCCGGGUGGGUGGUGCGUCACAAGACUCAGUGAUGCUAUUGUAUGAUGGUUUGGGUGAGAGUGUGAGUGGCAAGGUUGGGGAAGCGGAGGAUGAGGAAGAGGAAGAGGAGGAGGGUGGUUUGGGGGUUGAGGGUGGGGAGGAUGGGCAUGAGGAUGAGGAGGAAGAGGAGGAGGAGGAGGAGGAGAACGAAGAGGAGGAUGGGAGGGUGGUUGUGGUGUUCAAAACUGCAACCCGAGCUGCUGAGAUCCACGUGGAGGAGAGUGAUAGGGGCAGUGCGGAUCACUCUGCUGAUGUGGCGAGCGAUGCUGACGUGGCAAGUGAUCUAAGUGAGCACGCGCUGUACAACGCCGGCAGUGACGUGGCAGGUGCUGGUAUUGUGACACAUGAGGAUGAUGGUGCGGCGUCUGAUGUCUUAUCUGAUGGGGUACAUGUUAGUGAGCAUGAUGGUAUGGGGGACAUGCAUGGUGAUGUGCAUGAGUAUCAAGAGACGGAGGAGGAAGGGGUAGAAGAAGAGGAGGGGGAAGAGGAGGAGGAAGAGAGGGUGGUAGUGGUGUUUAAGACAGCAACCAAGGGGAAAACGGAUGAGGAGGAGGAAGAGGAGGUGGUGGGAGAGUCCACGACUGAGAAUGGGUCACUGACUGAGGGCCCUCUUGAUACGGAUACUGAGGAUGUUGAUAACGAGUAUGAGGACAACGAGAGGGUGGUUGUGGUGUUUAACCGGCCAAGGACUGGUGAGAGGAGGGAGGAGGAGGAUGCGGGAGGGGAGGAGGAUGAGAGGGAUGAUGAAGAUGAUGUGUUAUUAGGCAGUGUGGUUGGGGAUGCGAUUCAGACAGGGAGUCAAAUGGCCAGCCAGACAGGAAGCUAUGUGGGCGAGGAGGAGGGUUGGGAGGCAGGAGAAGAGGGAGAGGAGAUUGCUGGUGGCAGUGAGGAAGGGAGUUUGGAGGAUGGGGAGAGGGUGGUAGUUGUGUUUAAGAAGGCAACGCAUGCUGUGGAGGAGGAGGAGGAUGAGAUAGAGGAGGGGGACGAGGUGGAUGAGGAGGAGAUUGCUGGUAUUAGCGAAGAAGGGAGUUUGGAGGAUGGGGAGAGAGUGGUAGUCGUUUUCAAGAAGGCUACACUUGCUGAAAACGAAGUAGAGGGGGCGGUGGAGGGGGAGGAGGAGGAGGUAGAAGAGGAGGAGGUUGUGGGGGAGGUAGAGGAGGAGAUCGCUGGGAGUGAGAGGAGAGUUGGAAGUGGGAGUGUGAGUAGGGUUGGAAACAACCGGUCGGGGAGGAGCAGUGUGAGUGAGCGAGAAAGUGACCAUUUGGUUGAGAAACAGGUGGAGAAGAGUGUAAGUGCGAGUGAGAAAGCGAGCGAGGAAGGGAGUGAGGGUGAGAGAGGGAGCUUGAACAAGAGUAAUAGUGGCAGCUGGAGUGAUAAGAGGAGCAAGCACAGUGCCACCAGCACUGCUACCGACAGUGCUACCAGCAGUGUUACUGGCAGUGUCACAAACAGCACUGCUGACAGUGCUGCAGGUGGUAGGAGUCAGAGUGGGAGUGAAGGAGCGAGCGAGAAAGCCAACAGCGUGAGGAGCAGUUCUGAUCGCAGUGGUGUGAGAGAGAGAAGUGACAGUGAGCGUGAGAGAGUAGUGAAGACUUUGAGUGAGCGUGAGAGUGUGGGGGGGAGUGUGAGUGAGCAUGAGAGUGUGCAUGAGAGGGUGGGGAGGAGUGAGAGUGAGCAUGAGAGUGAAAUGCAUAGUGAGGCCGCUGUGGCCAGAGUUGGUAGCACUACAGACAGUUCGAGUGGCAGCGAGAGCAAGCACAGCAGGGGCAGUAGUGUGAGCAGGGGGAGCAGGGAGAGCAGUGUAAGCAAGGGGAGCAGUGUAAGCAAGAAUAGCAAGGGGAGGAGCAGGGAGAGCAGUGUAAGCAAGGGGAGCAGUGUAAGCAAGAAUAGCAAGGGGAGGAGCAGGGAGAGCAGUGUAAGCAAGGGGAGCAGUGUAAGCAAGAAUAGCAAGGGGAGGAGCAGGGAGAGCAGUGUAAGCAAGGAAUGCAGAGGGAGCAGUGUAAGCAAGGAAAGCAGAGGGAGCAGUGUAAGCAAGGAAAGCAGAGGGAGCAGUGUAAGCAGUCCUAGGUCGGAUGGGGACAGCUAUGAUGGUCGUUUGGGGAGUGGCGCGAGUGACAGGGAGGACGAGAGGAUGAGUGCGGAAAUGGAGGAGAGUGGGGUAGUGGAGAGUGGAGUAAUGGAGAGUGGGGCAGUGGAACAUGGCGCAGUGGAGAGUGGUGCAAUGGAGAGUUGGAGCGGUGUGGAGGGGUUAAGUGACGAGGAGCAAGGGAGCGAGGACCAAGAGGUGCAAGAACACGGGAGUGAGGAGCGGGAAGCUGGAGAGCAGGAGCGUGAGGGAGAUGGCGUGGAUGUGUGGAGCAGUGAGAGCGACGCAUGGCCUGAGGCAACAGCAGAGGGAGAGGCACAGGCAGAGGAGAAGGAAGAAGAAGAAGGAAUAGUACCAGCACCCGAGACCGUGAGUGGGGAUGCUGCAAGGAGUGUUGUGGAGAGUGAUGGGGAGGAGGAUGGGACAAGUUGGGUUAGCAGCAUCGUAUCUCCUCUGCAGCAGGAAAAGGUGGCCGCUGGACAGGUGGCGGAUGCUGAUUGGACGGAGGAGCUGGGAGAGGAGCAGGUGCGGGAAGACGAGGGUCAGGUGGAUGAUCAGGUGAAUGCUCAGGUAGUUGAGCAAGCAGGUGAGCAGCAGCAGCAGCAGCAGCAGCAACAGGAUGAAGGGAAGGUAGCAGCAGCAGCAGGCAGAGCGAUGACUGAGAAUGUGGCGGGGGUGGGCAAAGAUGGGAUGGGUACUUCAGCAACAGCCAAUGAUGGGGGUAUGAGGCAGAUUGGCGAGGAUGCGUAUGUGUAUGACAUGGGGGAUGGUGUUGGAGCAUGUGAGGAGCUGGAUUGGAGCAGGGAUGUGGGCGAUGGGGGGGUGGGCAUGCCGGGGUGGUCGGGUGAAUGGACGAGGGAGAGUGAGGUGUGGGGUGUGGGUGGAACGAGGGAUGAGAGCGAGGUGCUUGGGGCGAGUGGUGUGAUAGUGGAUGGUGCUGCUGCUGCCAGUGGUGCGGUCAAGUUGGACAGGCAGAUUGAGGAGGAGAGAGGAGAGAGCGAGGAGGAGAGAGGAGAGAGUGAGGAGGAGAGAGAGGAGAUAUGGGAGGAGAGAGAGGAGACAGGGGAGGAGAGAGUGGAGAAAGGGGAUGAGAGAGUGGAGUGUGGGGACGAGAGAGAGGGGAGCGAAGCGAGAGAGGAGGAGAGGGGGCUGAGAGAGGAGAGAGAAGACAAGGAAGAGAAGGGGGCAGAGGACAAGGAGGAGGAGGAUGUGGGGAGGAAGGAGGUGGAGAGGGAGGAGGUGGUGGAGAGGGAGGAGGUGGUGGAGAGGGAAGAGGAAGAGGUGGAGGAUGGGGAGGGUGAGGAGGAGAGGGACGAGGAGGACGAGCUGGAGAAGGAGGAGGAGGGAGAAGGGGAGGAAGGGGGAGAGGGAGAGGAGGAGGAGGAGCAAUGGAGUGACAUGAGUGAGGAGGAGUGGAGCAGCAUGGAGCUAGCAGCUACCCAGUCCCCCUUCCCUGCUGCCUCGCCUCUCCCCUCCUCCAGCCCCUAUGCCGCUCUCUCCCCACUGCCCUCCGCCACCCCAACGAGUGCAGGCAUGGGUGUGCCUUUGGAUAGUGCUGCGGUUAGCCUGGCACUGCAGCGGCAGCAGCAGCAGCAGCAGCAGCAGCAGCAGCAGCAGCAGCAGCAGCAGCAGCAGCAGCAGCAGCAGCAGCAGCAGCAGCAGCAGCAACAGCAGCAGCAGCAGCAGCAGCAGCAGCAGCAGCAGCAGCAGCAGCAGCAGCAGCAGCAGCAGCAGCAGCAGCAGCAGCAGGAGCAGGAGCAACAGGAGCAACAGGAGGAGCAGGAGGGGCAGGAAGCAGCGGGCCUGGCAUUCGAAGAGGCGGAGGAGGAAGGCGAGAAGCAGGAUGGGGAGAGGGAUGAGGGGCUUCAAGGGCUUCAAGGGCAGAGCAGCAUGUUCGCGUUUGCCUCUGGCAGUGAGUCCUCUGUGCUCCCCCUUGCCAGCCCUAUGGCCCUGCCGCAAGAUCGGGCUGCUGUUGGUGGGGGUUCAUGGGCGGAAGAGACUCAGCAAAAUCGAAUCUUUGGAAGCUCACUUGGUGCUGUUCCUGUGUCUCAACACACUCCUGCUCUUACCACCUCUGCUGUUGUGCCACCCUCCGUUGCUGCUGCCGAUCUUGCUGACGUGGCGAAUGCGCAUCAUGCUGACGUGGCACGUGCUGGGUCGGGUGCUGCACGUCGAUAUGAGAUCCCUGUUCUGGAGGCACGUUCGAUUCCAGCUGGCAGCUCACAUGAUAGGGCACUGGAUAGAGCACCUGAUUCGGCACCAGAUAGAGUACCUGACAAGGCACUUGAAACGGCACCUGACACUACUCCUGAUGUGGCACCUGAUACAGCUCCUGAUGCAUCAUCUGAUUUGGCACCUGACGUGGCACCUGAUUCGGCACCUGAGAAAAGCUCUGCCUCUGUUGAGGUGCUUCCUUCAGGUGCUGUCUCUGUUGUGUUGCCCUCAGGUGCUGUUUCUGUUGUGCUACCUUCAGGUGCUGUGUCUGUUAUGCUGCCGUCAGGUUCUGUCACUGUUGCACUGCCGUCAGGUGCUGUCUCUGUUGGUUCAGGUGCCAGCCCUUCGCGUUCUGGAAAUUCUCCUGAGACUGCAGAAACGAGAAUGCAUCAAAGUGAGUGGGAAGAUCUUAGGGGGACAGAGGUGGAGGAGGGGUCAGAAGGAAAGGGGAGUGAGAGUGAUGAGGAGAGGAAGAGUGAUGGGAAGGAGGAGAAAGCGAGUGAGGAAGGGAGUGAGGGAGAGGGUGAGAAGUGGGAGGAAUCUGAGGAGUGGAGUGAUGUUGGUGAUGUGGUAACCAGUGAUGUUGGUGAUGCAGUAACCAGUGAAGCUGGUGAUGCGGUUACCAGCGAUGCUGGUGAUGAGGUAACCAGCAAUGCCGGUGAUGCAGUAACCAGUGAUGCUGGUGAUGUGGUGGUAACCAGUGAUGCUGGUGAUGCAGUAACCAGUGAUGCUGGUGAUGUGGUAACCAGUGAUGCUGGUGAUCCAGUAACCAGUGAUGCUGGUGAUGUGGUAACCAGUGAUGCUGGUGAUGCAGUAACCAGUGAUGCUGGUGAUGUGGUAACCAGUGAUGCUGGUGAUGAGGUAACCAGUGAUGCUGGUGAUGUGGUAACCAGUGAUGCUGGCGAUGCAAGAGCAGAAGAAGUGGAAUUGAUGGCCCUUGGCGAUUCAGACGACAGAAUGCAAGAGCAAGGCACGGUAGCAAGUGCAAUCAAUGCAGAGGAAACGGAAUCAAUGGAGCCUCCGGUAACGCUUAUGACCCAGGGAUCAUUGCCAGCAGUCGCUGCUUCGGCUGUGGGAGGAGGUGUGGUGGUGGCAGCACAGGCGGAUGGGCUGGUGGCAGGAGGUGACUGGGAGAGUGAGGAGUGGAGCGAUGUUGGGUCCGGUGUGGGUGAGUGGGAGGAGGCUGAAAUGGUGAGAGAGGAGGCAGGAAUGGGGAGAGAGGCGGUUGGAAUGGGGAGAGAGGAAGAUGAAGAUGGAAAGAGUGAGGAGGUUGAAGAAGGGGGAGAGGAGGGAGAGGAUAAUGAAAGAGAGGAAAAAGAGGGUCUGCAAGAAAGCAGUGCAGUGGCAGUAGGAGACAUGGAAGGGGAGGUCAAUCUGCCAGUUGGUGAGAGUGAGGGGCAUGUGGGCAGGGAGGAGGAGCAGGAGGAGGAGAAAGAGGAGCAGGACGAGGAGAAAGAGGAGCGGGGGGAGAGGGAGGAGGAGGAGGAGGAGGAGGAGAAGAAGGAGAGGGAGGAGGAGCGGGAGGAGAGUGAGGUGGAGGUGAGAUCGGAGGAGGAGAGGGAAGAGGAUGGGGAGAGGGAGCGGCAGGGAAGUGAGGAAGUGGAGGCUCCGCAGAGAGAGGAACUGACAGAGGGUGUUGCUGAAGGAGAGAGGGCGGAGGAGGAAGAGGACAGGAUGGUGAAAGUGGAUGAGGGAGUGGAUGAGGGAGACAAGGAGGGAGUGGAGGAGGGAGAGGAAGAGAGAUUGGAGGAGCAAGUGGAGGAAAAGAAGGAGGAAGGGGUAACGGAGGGGAGGGUGGAGGACGAGGGCAGAGAUGCACAUGCAGAAGGGAGUGAAGCGGAGGAUGGGAGUGAGAGUGGGGGUGAGAGCAUGAGCGAGAGUGAGGGUGAUGGUGAGAAGGAAAGGGAGAGCGACAGUAUGAGUGAGAGGGAGCAUGACAGUGAAGGUGAGAAGAAGAGUGAGAGCGUGAGUGAGAGGGAGAGUGAUAGCAUGAGUGAGAGAGAGAGUGAAAGCGAAGGUGAGAAGGAGAGUAAGAGCAUGAGUGAGAGGGAGAGUGAAAGUGAAGGUGAGAGGGGGAGUAAGAGCAUGAGUGAGAGGGAGAGUGAAGGUAAGAGGGACACAGAGAGUGAUAGUCUGAGUGAGGGGGAGAGUGAGAGCGUGAGUGAGAAGGAGAGUGAAGGUGAAAGGGACAGGGAGAGUGAUAGUAUGAGUGAGAGUGGAAGUGAGAGGGGGACUGAGAGUGAGAGUGGAAGUGAGAAGGGGGCUGAGAGUGAGAGUGCAAGUGAGAAGGGGUCUGAGAGUAAGAGUGAAAGUGAGAAGGGGUCUGAGAGUGAGAGUGAAAGUGAGAAGGGGUCUGAGAGUGAGAUUGAAAGUGAGAGGGCGGCUGAGAGUGACAGUGGGAGUGAGAAGGGUGCUGAGAGUGAGGUUGGAAGCGAGAAGGGGGCCGAGAGUGAGAGUGAAAGUGAGAAGGGGUCUGAGAUUAGGAGUGCAAGUGGAAAGGGGGCUGAGAGUGAGAAAGCAAGUGAGAAAGGGGCUGAGAGUGAGAAUGAAAGUGGUAAGGGGUCUGAGAGUGAGAGUGCGAGUGAAAGGGGGGCUGAGAGCGAGAGUGAGAGUGAGAAACGUUCUGAGAGUGAGAAUGAGAGUCCAAGGAGGGCUGAGGGUAAGACAGGGGCUGAGGGCGAGAGCAAGAAAGAGCCAAGUGCAGCCGUGGAGCCGCCUCAGGCUCAGGGUAUUUUUGAGAAUUCUCAAGAAGAGGCGAGUACAGCCGUGGAGACGCCUCAGCGGGACGAAAUCACAGAAGGUGCUGAGGGCACUGGCACUGCAGCAGAUGCAACUUCUGAGUCAAAGGAAAUCACAGAAGGUGCAGCAGCAGGCAUGGCAGAGGCAGAGGCAGAGACAGAGGCCACCACGGCAAGCACUGCCACACCAGACGAGCCUCUUGUGUCCACCGCCCAUCUUGUUCCGCAUCCCCUCACUCUUUCCCCCACCUCAACCGUCUCACCCGUUUCCCCCAGCUCAGCUUUCCCAUCUGUCUCAAGCUCAGCCGUUCCCUCUGCCCCUAGUGUUUCCACUGCCCCUAGCGGUUUCCCUGUUUCCUCCCGCCCUGCUAAUUCUUGGAUCCGCCCAGCACAGCCGUCUUCCCACUCCGACUCAGGCUCGGACUCUGACUGGUCCGACUCCGAACCUGCGCCCAAGCCUGUGCCCAUCCGAGCCUGGAGGGCAGGCAUGGCGAGUGCAGCGCUGGCCCCUGCGCCUGGCGCCUCUCCUCCCCCACAAACUGCAGCGGUGGGGCGACUGCAGAGUGACUUCCUCAACCGCUUCCAGCAGCAGCCGGAGGAGCAGCAGCAGCAGCAGGCCUCUGAGGCUCCCCUAACACCUCCACAGCAGCAGCAACAGCAGGCAUCUUUGAAUUUCGCUGCAGUUGUGGACUCUUCUGCUGACGUGGCGCAGGCUGCUGAUGUGGCGCAAGUUGCUGAUGUGGCGCAAGUUGCUGAUGUGGUGCAACCUGUGGACAUGAAGCACGCAGCUGAGGUCAAAGCAGGUGACAAGUCAGAAUUACCUGCUGGUGGUGAUGAUGCGAUUGCUGAUAAGGAACAGUCUGCACAUGUGGUAUCAGCUGCUGACGUGGCACCCCCUGCUGAUGUGGACGUGAAGGGCGAUUCCAGACCAUCUUCUCCAGAGGGGUCAGCCACCAGCAUCAAAGAUGCUGCUGAUGUGGCAACUGAGGUGGAUGCUGAUGUGGCAGCUGAGGUGGCUCUGGAUGCAGCUGGAGGUGCUAGUUUGCAGCUGGCAAGUGAGUUGGUUGCACCUGUGCUGCAGACGAGAGGAGAGGCCGAGGAGGUGGAAGCAGAACAGGAGGAAGCAGAUGUAUUUUCGGGACCAGAUUCUGAACCUGACUCUGAUGCUGACGUGGCUGCUGAUGUGUCUGUUGACAUGGCUGCUGAUGUGUCUGUUGAUAUGGCUGCUGAUGUGUCUGUUGACAUGGCUGCUAAUGUGUCUGUUGGCGUGGCGGCUGAUGUGGCUGCUGACAUAGCUCUGCGAGUGCCUGGAGGUGAAACUGCAGUGGUGCCAUCUCCAUCACGAUCAGACUCCGAGUCUGACUCUGCUUUCGGAACUGAUGUGGCUGCUGACGUGGCCGCUGAUGUGGCUGCUGACGUGUCGUCUGAUGUGGCACCGUGUGCGGCUGGAGGUGAGACUGCAGCACUGCCAUCCCCAUCAGGACCAGACUCUGAGGUUGACUCUGCACCAGAAGCUGAUGUGGCUGCUGACGUGGCUCUGCAUGCGUCUGACUGUGAAGCUUCAGCUCUGCCAUCGCCACCAGGAUCAAACUCUGAGGUUGACUCUGCACCGGAAGAAGAGAGGGUGGAGGAAGAGACAAGGAGUGAGGGCGCUGAGAGGGAGGAGGAAGAGACAAGGAGUGUGGAGGCUGAGAGGGAGGAGGAAGAGACAAGGAGUGUGGAGGCUGAGAGGGAGGAAGAGACAAGGAGUGUGGAAGCAGAGUGGGAGGAGGAAGAGACAAGGAGUGUGGAAGCAGAGAGGGAGGAGGAAGAGACAAGGAGUGUGGAAGCAGAGAGGGAGGAGGAAGAGACAAGGAGUGAGGAAGCAGAGAGGGAGGAGCAAGAGACAAGGAGUGUGGAAGCAGAGAGGGAGGAGGAAGAGACAAGGAGUGAGGAAGCAGAGAGGGAGGAGCAAGAGACAAGGAGUGUGGAAGCAGAGAGGGAGGAGGAAGAGACAAGGAGUGAGGAAGCAGAGAGGGAGGAGGAAGAGACAGGGAGUGAGGAUGCAGAGAAAGAGGAGGAAGAGAGGGGGAGUGAGAAAGCAGAGAGUGCGGAGGAAGAUGGGGGUAGUGAUGAUAAAGCAAGGCUGCAGGAGGUUGAAGUAGAGGCUGUAGCGAUGGGUGGGGCGGCAGUUGUGGCUGUCGCGGUGCUUGCAGGGGUGGAUGGGGCGGCAGCGGACGAGGAGGGUGAGGGGAUGCUGGGAGCAGUGGAGGGCAGGGAGCCGUUGGGGGCGGAGGAGGGAGAGGAGAGUGAGGAGGGUAAGGAGAGUGAAGAAGCUGGGGAGAGUGAGGAGAGUGAGGAAGCUAAAGAGGUGAAGGAGGCUAAGGAGGAGCAUGAGGAGGCCGAGUCACAUUCUGAUGAUGCUGAGUCACGUUCUGAUGAUGCUGAGUCACAUUUGGAUGCUGAGUCACAUUCUGACGCUCAGUCACGCUCUGCUGCUGAGUCACGCUCUGAUGCUGAGUCACGCUCUUAUGAUGCUGAGUCACAUUCGGAUGCUGAGUCACGCUCUGAUGCUGAGUCACGUUCUGAUGCUGAGUCACGUUCUGAUGCUGAGUCAUGUUCUGAUGCUGAAUCACAUUCUGAUGCUGAGUCGCAUGCUGAGUCAGUUUCGGAUGCAGCUUCUGCAGUUGCUGUACCUCAUUCUCCUGCGGCACCUCAUUCUCCUGCGGCACCUCAUUCUCCUGCGGCACCUCAUUCUCCUGCGGCACCUCAUUCUCCUGCAGCACCUCAUUCUCCUGCUGUACCUCAUUCUCCUGCUGUACCUCAUUCUCCUGCUGUACCUCAUUCUCCUGCUGUACCUCAUUCUCCUGCAGCACCUCAUUCUCCUGCUCCACCUCAUUCUCCUGCAGCACCUCAUUCUCCUGCUGUACCUCAUUCUCCUGCUGUACCUCAUUCUCCUGCUGUACCUCAUUCUCCUGCUGUACCUCAUUCUCCUGCUGUACCUCAUUCUCCUGCUGUACCUCAUUCUCCUGCAGCACCUCAUUCGCCAGCUGGGGAUGAAGCAGCUGCUCCUCUCAGUGCCCCCUCCUCUCCUACCUCUGCCACCCAGUCGGACUCACCUGCUGUGCCUGAAGCUGCCGCUGCUCCUGACUUGCCUGCUCUGCCUGAUUCUCCUGCUGCAUCUGAGUCGCCUGCUCUGCCUGAUUCUCCUGCUGCAUCUGAGUCGCCUGCUCUGCCUGAUUCUCCUGCUGCAUCUGAGUCGCCUGCUGUGGAAGAUUCUCCUGCUGCAUCUGAGUCGCCUGCUCUGCCUGAUUCUCCUGCUGCAUCUGAGUCGCCUGCUCUGCCUGAUUCUCCUGCUGCAUCUGAGUCGCCUGCUCUGCCUGAUUCUCCUGCUGCAUCUGAGUCGCCUGCUCUGCCUGAUUCUCCUGCUGCAUCUGAGUCGCCUGCUCUGCCUGAUUCUCCUGCUGCAUCUGAGUCGCCUGCUCUGCCUGAUUCUCCUGCUGCAUCUGAGUCGCCUGCUGUGGAAGAUUCUCCUGCUGCAUCUGAGUCGCCUGCUCUGCCUGAUUCUCCUGCUGCAUCUGAGUCGCCUGCUCUGCCUGAUUUUCCUGCUGCAUCUGAGUCGCCUGCUCUGCCUGAUUCUCCUGCUGCAUCUGAGUCGCCUGCUCUGCCUGAUUCUCCUGCUGCAUCUGAAUCACAUGCCAUACCUCAUUCACUUGCCAUGCUUGACUCACCUGCUGGGGGGGAUGAACCACCUGAUUCUCUCAGCUCUGCCUCCUCUCCUGCCUCUGACACCCAUUCGGUGGCUCUAAUUGAGAGAGAGAAGGAGGAGAGCGGGGUGACACCUGCUAUAUUAGAUUCGUCUGCAAUGCCUGAUUUCCCUGCUUUACCUUACACACCUGAUUCGCCUGCCGCACCUGACUCACCUGCUGCACCUGAUUCACCUGCUGCACUUGAAACACCUGGCGCACCUGAUUCAGCUGCCAUACCUGAUUCGCCUGCCGCACCUGAUUCACCUGCCGUACCUGAUUCAGCUGCUGUACCUGAUUCGCCUGCCGGAGCUGAACCAGCUGCUCCUUUCAGCCCUGCCUCUCCGGCUGCGUCUGACUCCGAGUUGGUGGCUCAAGUUGAGAGUGGGGAGGAGGAGGAGAGGGUAGUGGCGCCUGCUGUUUCUGCUUCUCCUGCUAUAUCUGAUUCUCCUGGCGCUGAUUCACCUGCAGCAUUUGAAACACCUGUCGUACCCGAUUCACCUGCUGCUGCACCUGAUUCACCUGACUCACCUGAUUCACCUGCUGCUGCACCUGAUUCACCUGACUCACCUGAUUCAUCUGCCGCAUUUGAAACACCUGCUGUACCUGAUUCACCUGCCACAGCUGAGGAAAGUCAAAGGGAGGAGGAGAAAGGUGAAAGGGAGGAGGAGGAAAGUGAAAGGGAGGAGGUGGAAAGUGAAAGGGGAGAGGUGGAAAGUGAAAGGGAGGAGGAGAAAAGUGAAAGGGAGGAGGUGGGAAGUGAAAGGGAGGAGAUGGAAAGUGAAAAGGAGGAGGUGGAAAGUGAAAGGGAGGAGGUGGAAGAGGAGGAAGGAAAGUGGGAAGAGGAAAAAGAGGAGGAGAGAGGAGACGAGGCAAGGGGAGAGGUGGAGAGAAAUGAAGAGGAAGCAGAGACGAGGCAAGAGGAGGAGAGGGGAGAGGAGGAAAGAGAAGAUGACGGAGAGGAGAAGGUAGAAGAGGAGGAGAACAGAGUGGAGGUGAUAGAGGAGGAGAAGGCGAAGAGAGACGGUGUGUCAGUGGCAGAGGAAGGGACGGAAAAAACUGGAGACCUUGAGAGAGAGAGCAUGAACCGAGAGGGUGAGGAGGGAGAGAGUGUGGUGGGAGAGAGUGUGGAGGGAGAGAGUGUGGUGGGAGAGAGUGUGGAGGGAGAGAGUGUGGCGGGAGAGGGCGCAGAGGGGGAGGAUAAUGUGGCAGUGCCGGCAGGUGAUGCAAGCGUGAGUGGCCAGAGCGCACCAGAGGCUUCUUCGAAGAGAAUUGAAGCGUCAGAGCCUGCGCCAGUGGAAGGCGUAGAAGCCAUGGAAGGAGAAGCAGCGGCGGAGGGAGAAGAAGCAGUGGAAGGAUCAGCAGUGGUGCAAGGGUCAGCAGCGUUGGAAGGAGAAGAAGAUGUGGAAGGAGAAGAAGAUGUGGAAGGAUCAGCAGCAACACCGGUGGCUGAAGCACCAGAAGCAAGGGAGGACGGGCAAGCAGCAGCAGUUGAGACAACACCCCCCUUGGUGGAGCAGACGCAAGCAGAAGCAAUGACAGCAGGAACUCCUCUGGUUGACACCGUUCGCCCUCUUCCCACCCACUCCUCGUCCCUUGCUGUUCCCUCUCCUCCCUCUCCUCUCCCUGCGCCCUCUGUUCCAUCUGCUCCCGCUGUUCCCUCUCGCCCUGCCAACUCUUGGAUCCGCCCGGCACAGCCGUCUUCCCACUCCGGCUCUGAUUCCGAAUCUGACUGGUCCGACUCCGAACCUGCACCCAAGCCUGUGCCCAUCCGAGCCUGGAGGGCAGGCAUGCCGAGUGCAGCAGCAGAAGCACCAGCCCCUGUGCCUGCUGCCGCUCCUGUUGUCCAAACUGCAGCGGUGGGGCGACUGCGGAGUGACUUUCUCAACCGCUUCCAGCAGCAGCAGCAGCAGCAGCAGCAGCAGCAGCAGUCGGAGCAGCCCUCUGUGCCUCCUCUUAGGUCUCCACAGCAGCAGCAGCAGCGGCAGCAGCAGCAGCAGGUGGAGGGAGAGAAGGAGGGAGAGGAAGAGGGUACGGCGAUAAUGGAGGUGAAAGAAAGGGUUAUGUCAGCGGAAGAUGAUGACAGGGAGGAAGUGAUAGUGACAGAGAGUGAGGAGGAGAGAGCGGUUAAGGAAGAGCGAGUGGAAGGUAGCGAGGAAGAUAGAGUGGAGGCGUCUGUGGCAGAAAGAGUGGGUGUUGUCGAGAGAGUGGGGGGUAAGGAAGCAAGGUUGGAUGAGAAAGAGAGGGUGGAAGGGAGGGAGGAGGAGAGGGUGGAAGAGAGUGAGGAGGAGAGGGUGGAAGAUGGCAAGGAGAGUGAGUUAGCGAGUAAGGAGGAGAGGAUGGAAGAGAGGGUGGAAGAGGAAGAGAGGGUUGAAGAAAGUAAAGAUGAGAGGAUAGAGGAGGAAGAGGAGGAAAAGGAAACGAGAGAGGAAGAAAUGGAGGAAGAGGGUGAGGAGGAGAGAGUGGGCGAGGGUAAGGAGGCUGAAGAGGAAGUAAAGGAAGAAAGAAAAGAAGAGGUUGAGGAGGAGACUAAGGGAGAAAUAAAAGAAGAGGUUGAGGAGGAGACUAAGGGAGAAAUAAAAGAAGAGGUUGAGGAGGAGAUGAAGGGAGAAAUAGAAGAAGAGGCUAAGGAGGAAAUCAAGGGAGAUGGUGUCUCAGCUGUCUCCUCCCCUCCCUCACUCGGCUCACCUCCACUUCCCACUCUCCUCCCUUCACCUCAACCUUCCCUACCCAGCACCACCAUCGAGCCACUUUCAGAGUCGACUCAAAAUGCAGCUCCCACGCUCUCCCCUUCACCUUCUCAGACCCCCCCACCUGAUGCCGUUACCACCAAGCCACAUGCACCAGCCGUUACCAUCAAGCCCUGCGCUGCAGACUCGUGGAUGAGGCGACCUAAUCAGGCCUCGGAUUCAGGCUCGGACUCUGACUGGUCCGACUCCGAACCUGCGCCCAAGCCUGUGCCAAACCGGGCCUGGAGGGCAGGUGAGGUGAGUGGUGUGGCGGCGGUAGCAGCAGCGCCUGCUGCCUCUCCUGCUGCCCAACCUGCAGCAGUGGGGCGACUGCGGAGUGACUUCCUCAACCGCUUCCAGCAGCAGCAGCAGCAGCAACAGCAGUUGGACCAACCCUCUGUGCCACCCCUUAGCUCCCCACAGCAGCGGCAGCAUCAGCAGGAGGAGAGAGAGGAGGAGAGAGUGGAGGCGAGAGGGGAAGAUAGAGUGGAAGCGAGAGAGGACGAGAGUGUGGGGAGUAAGGAAGCAAGGGUAGACGAGGAAGAGAGGAUGGAAGAGGGUGAAGAAGAGCGGGUGGAAGAGGGUAAGGAAGCGAGAGAGAAAGAGGGUGAGGAAGAGAGGGAGCAAGAGGCUAAGGAGGAGAGAGAGGAAGUGGGUGAGGAGGAGACAGUGCAAGAGGCUACAGAAGCAAUAGAGAAAAAGGGUGAGGAAGAGAGGAAAGAAGAGGGUAAGGAGGAGACAGUGGGCAAGGGUGAGGAGGAGAGAGUGGAAGUGGGUGAGGAGGAGAGAGCGAAAGAGGUUGAGGAGGAGAGAGUGGAAGAGGGUGAGGAGGGGAGAGUGGAAGAGGCUUCGGAAGCGAGAGAGGAGAAGGGUGAGGAGGAGAGGAAGGAAGAGGGUAACAAAGAGAGUGCAGAAAAGGGUGAAGAGGAGAGAGAGGAAGCGAGUAAGGAGGAGAGGAUGGAAGUGGAAGAGAGGGUGGAAGAGGAAAAGGAAGAGAGGGAGGAAGAGGGUAAGGAGAAGAGGGAGGAAGAGAGUAAGGAAGAAACAGCAGAAGAGCCAAAGGAAGAAAGAGAGGAGGAAGUGAAGGGCGAGAAGGAUGCUAAGGAGGAGACAAUGGGAGAUCAUGUAUUGGCUGUGCCUUCCCCUCUCGCACCAUCAUCCUCGCUUCCUCCCACCACCACCCCUCCAGCUCAACAUCCCACCACAGCCAUAACCUUCAAUCCACGUGCCCCAGAUUCCUGGAUGAAGCAGCAGCAGACCCACUCCGACUCAGGUUCGGACUCUGACUGGUCCGACUCCGAGCCUGCGCCCAAGCCUGUGCCAAUCCGAGCCUGGAGAGCAGGUGCGGGGAGUGGUGUGACGGCAGUGGCAGCAGCAGCAGCGCCUGCCGCUUCUCCUCCCUCUCAACCAGCAGCGGUGGGGCGACUGCGGAGUGACUUCCUUAACCGCUUCCAGCAGCAGCAACAGGCGGAGCAGCCGGAACAACCCUCUGUGCCACCCGUUAGGUCCCCACACCAGCAGCAGCAGCCGGAGCAGCCCUCUGUUCCUCCUCUUAGGUCUCCACAGCAGCAACCGCAGCACGCUUCUGAACGGCAAGAAGAGGAGAGGGCAGAGCAGCAGUACCAGGAGCAGCAGCAGCAAGAGCACCAGCAGCAGAUUCUCUCUGAUUCUGCUGCUGCUGCUGCUUCUGCUGCUGCUGCUGCAAAUGUUGGUGAUAUUCCUGGCGGUUCCGGUGAUGUUACUGGAGCAACAGCAGAGGCUGGAGCAGUAGCAACAACAGGGGCAGAAACGGCACUGGCAGCUGUUGCUGGGGAUGAGGUUGGAGAGGGAGAGGGGGCUCACGGGGUGCAAGGGGAAGAGGGUAGUGUUGGGCUGGAGGCGCAGUCAGGUGAAUUGUCAGGUGGAGAGGUUUUACGAGACGACCUGGUCUCGGCUGACGUGGCAUCAGGCCCAUCCUCUCCUGUGCCAGCUGACGUGGCAUCAGGUCCAUCCACUCCUGUGCCAGCUGACGUGUCAGCAGAUGCACCAUCUUUACCUGACCCGUCCACUCAUCCAGCAAUGGUUGACCCCUCCCCUCCCGCCCUCUCCUCCCCUCAGCCUCUUUCCUCCUUGCAGCCCCUCUCUUCCCCUCAGCCUUCCACUCCUUCUCACCGCACUGCACCUCCCGUUACCAUCAAGCCUCGCGCAGCAGACUCAUGGAUGAAGCGACCCAAUCAGGACUCCGACUCAGGCUCGGAUUCUGACUGGUCCGACUCCGAACCUGCGCCCAAACCUGUGCCGAUCCGAGCCUGGGGGCCAGGCAUGGCAAGCGCAGCGGCAGCAGCAGCAGCAGCACCGGCCCCUGUGCCUGCCACCUCUCCUGCUGCCCAACCUGCAGCAGUGGGGCGACUGCGGGGUGACUUCCUCAACCGCUUCCAGCAGCAGCAGCAGCAGCCGGAGCAACCCUCUGUGCCUCCUCUUAGGUCUCCACAGCAGCAGCAGUUGGCUGUGUCUCCUCGUGCACAACCCGUCGGUGCUGCUGCUGCUUCUGCUGAUACAGCUGGCACUGCUGAUUCUGCUACUGCUGCCGUGGCAACUGAAAGCGCUUCUUCUGCUGAUGCCGUUUCCAGUGCAGCAGCCGUUGCGGGUGCAACAGCAGUGGCUGCUGCGGCUGUAGCUGCCGCUGCACCUGCUGUCAUGGAGCGCCGGGAACAGGGAGAGCUGGAUAGCGGAGAGGGGGGCAUUACCAAGGUAGAGGAGGAGGGAAGUGAUUCUGAAACUGGUGGAGGAGAGGAUGGUGGAAGCACGAGAGCACCUGUGGUUGCUGAAGGUCCGCUUGCUGCUGCUGUGGGGGAGUUGUCUGCUGAGGUGGCAUCAGAAGCACCUGCUGACGUGGCAGCGGAAGCACCUGCUGACGUGGCAGCGGAAGCACUUGCUGAGGUGGAGGAGCAGGAGAAUGAGGCACGGGAGGAAGAGAAGGAGGAGGAAGAGGGUGGAGAAGGCGGAGAGGAGGAAAAGGAGGAGCAUGAGAAAGACGAGGAAGAAGAGAAGGAAGCAGAGGUAGAGGGAGUGGAGGGUGCAAAAGGGGAGGAGGUCGGAGAGGGGGAGGAGGGUGCAGAGGAAGAGGAGGAAGGUGGGAGUGAAGCAGGAGAAGAAUCCACUGAGGGCAUCCGCGAUGAGGGGGAGGGGGAAGGAGGCGGAGGUGGAGGCGGAGGGGGGAGUGAGGGGAGCGGGACGGGCGCGUGUGGGACAGGAGGUGGAGGUGCUGUGGGGCAAGCUGGGGGAGCAGGCGCUGGGGGAGCAGGCGCUGGGGGAGCAGGCGCUGGGGGUCCUGUUGCGCUUCCUGCCAUGGCUGCUGCUGCUGCCGCUGGUCGCCAGGCCAAUCCUCAUAGUCCGGGCAAGCGGUCACGCAUGCUGUCGCUGGUGGCGUCACAGGGCCUGCACGUGCCGGCCAGUGCAGUGACUCGGGAAAUCAUGGGGCUCACAGGGGGGAGUGCUGGGCUGGGGAGUCGGAGCAUGGUGGUUCGGGACAGCAUGGGGCGUGCGGGAGGGGGCGGUGCUAACCUGGGGCUGAGUCGGAGCAUGGUGGUUCGGGACAGCAUGGGGCGUGUGGGAGGGGGCGGUGCUAACCUGGGGCUGAGUCGGAGUAUGGUGAAGGAGAGAAAACGGCCUUCGCUGCUGGAUAGUAGUGGUAGCGAGGAGGAAGAGGAAGAAGAGGAGGAGGAAGAGGAAGAAGUGGAGGAAGAGGAGGUGGAGGAGGAGGAGGGAGAGGAAGAGGAUGAUAAUGAUGAGGAGGGUGAGGGUGGAGCAGAGGAAGGGGAGGGAGAAGAGGAGGAAGAGGAAGAAGAGGAGGGGGAGGAGGAAGAGUAUGGAGAGGCGGAGGAGGAGGAGGAAGAGGGGGGAGAGGGGGGAGAGGGGGGAGAGGGGGGAGAGGAGGAUGCACAGGAGGAAAUAGAUGGAGUGGAGCAAAAAGAGAAUGAGGAGGAGGAGGAGGAGAAGAAUGAGGCGGAGAAUGAGGAGAACGCGGAGGAGGAAGAGAAGGAGGAGAACGAGGAGAACGAGGAGCAGGAGGACUUAGAGCACGAAGAUAUGGAGGUUGGGGGCGAGGAGAGUUGGAAGAUGGAAGAGGCGGAGGAGGGUCUAGGUGAAGGGGAAUCAGCUGAGGAGGACGAUGAGAACAACGAGGAGGAGGAGGUAGAGCAGGAGGAGCUGGAGGAGGACGCAGGUGAGGAGGAAGAGGAGAAUGAGGAGGUAGCGCACGAGACAGAGCACACCGAUAUGGAGGCUGGGGGUGAAGAAUCUGGGAGUACGGAGGAGGCUAAGGUCGCUCCAGCUCAAGGGGGUUUAGCUGAGGAGGAAGAGGAGAAUGAGGAGGUAGAGCACGAGACAGAGCACACCGAUAUGGAGGUUAGGGGCGGGGAGACUUGGGACAUGGAGGAGGCUGAGGAUGCUCCCGCUGAGGAGAGCCCAGUUGAGGCAGGAGGAGGAGCGGAUGAGGAAGCAGGCAGUGAUUCUGCCAAAGACCCCCUGCUGCUGAAUGUGUCUGAGGGUGAGGGGCGAGUGAAGGCCCUUGCUGCUGCUAUGCUGUCGCCUCCUGCUGCUGCUGCUGAUACCACCACUGCAUCCCCUAAAGAGGCGGUGGCGUUAGGUGUUGCUGGGGGGCGUGUGAAGGCUCUUGCUGCUGUGAUGGCGUCUGCUGCUGCUGAUACCACCAGUGCACCCUCUAACAAGGCUGCGACUGUGGACGUUUCUGCCGGGAGGGUGAAAGCACUGGCUGCUGUGGUGGCUUCUUCUGCUUCUGAUGACGCCACCAGUGCAACCUCUAAGGAACCGGCGACUCUGAAUGUUGCAGAGGGGCGUGUGAAGGCUCUUGCUGCUGUGGUGGCGUCUGCAACUCCUGACACCACAGCUGCAGCCCCUAAAGAGGCAGCAACUAUAAAUGUUCCUGGCGGGCAUGUGAAAGCUCUUGCUGCCAUGGUUGCGUCAACUGCUGCUCCUGCUGACGCCACCAGUGCAUCCCCCAAAGAGGCGGCGGCUGUAGAUAUCGCUGGCGGGCGUGUGAAAGCUCUUGCUGCUGUGGUGGCGUCUGUGGGUGCUGCUGACGCCGCCAGUGCACCCUCUAAAGAGUCAGCGGGUCUAGAUGUUGCUGGGGGGCGUGUGAAAGCUCUUGCUGCCUCUGUGGCUGCUCCUGCUGCUGCUGAUACCACCAGUGCACCCCUUGAAGAGGCAGCGGCUCUAGAUGUUGCAGAGGGGCGUGUGAAGGCUCUUGCUGCUGCGGUGGCAUCCACUGCUGCUGCUGACGCCACCAGUGCACCCCCUAAAGAGGUGGUGGUGACUGGAGACGUUGCUGAGGGACGGGUGAAGGCUCUUGCUGCCUCUGUGGCUGCUCCUGCUGCUGCUGAUACCACCAGUGCACCCCUUGAAGAGGCAGCGGCUUUAGAUGUUGCAGAGGGGCGUGUGAAGGCUCUUGCUGCUGCGGUGGCAUCCACUGCUGCUGCUGACGCCACCAGUGCACCCUCUAAAGAGGUGGUGGUGACUGGAGACGUUUCUGAGGGACGGGUGAAGGCUCUUGCUGCCUCUGUGGCUGCUCCUGCUGCUGCUGAUACCACUAGCGCACCCCGUAAAGAGGCAUCGGCUCUAGAUGUUGCAGAGGGGCGUGUGAAGGCUCUUGCUGCUGUGGUGGCUUCUGUGGCUGCUGCUGACUCUGUCAGUGCAACACCUAAAGGUGCGGCGAGUCCUGAUGUUGCAGAGGGGCGUGUGAAGGCCCUGGCUGCUGUGGUGGCGCUAUCGUCUGCUGCUGCUGAUACAACUGCGGAUAGCACUGCUGAUACCACCGAUGCUUCUGCAAAGGAUUCGCCUCUUGAAGUUGCAGAGGGGCGUGUGAAGGCCCUGGCUGCUGCUGUUGUGGCGUCCGCUGUUGAUGAUACUAAUGCUGACAGCAACGGUGCACUCUUACACAACCCGUCAUUCGAGGUUGCAGAGGGGCGGGUGAGGGAGCUUGCUGCUCUCGCUGCCUCUGCUGCUGCAAACAACAGUGCUGGAACGGCCAGCGGUGCUCCAAAGGACUCCUCUCUGGAUGCUGUUGAGGGCCGUGUGAAGGCUCUAGCUGCUCUUGCUGCUACUGGUGCUGACGGCAGUGUUAGUACAGUCGGUGCUGCUUCAAAGGACUCAGCCUCGCUGGAGGUUGGAGAGGGGCGGGUGAGAGAGCUUGCUGCACUUGCUGCCUCUGCUGCUGCCAAUAACAGUGCUGAAACUGCUGACAGUAGUCCAAAGGACUUCUCUCUGGAAGCUGGCGAGGGCCGCGUGAAGGCCCUGGCUGCUCUUGCCGCCUCUGCUGCUGACGGCAGUGCUGAUACAGUCGGUGCUGCUUCAAAGGACUCAGCCUCUCUAGAGGUUGGAGAGGGGCGUGUGAGAGAGCUCGCUGCUCUGGCUGCCUCUGCUGCUGCAAACAACAGUGCUGAAAGCACCGGCGGUGCUUCAAAGGAUUUGGCAUCUCUGGAGGUUGGAGAGGGGCGUGUGAGAGAGCUCGCUGCUCUGGCUGCCUCUGCUGCUGCCAACAGCACUGCACCUGCUGGCGCUGCUUCAAAGGAAUCGGUCUCUCAAGAAUUUGCAGAGGGGAGGGUGAAGGCUAUGGCUGCACUUGCUGCCUCUGCUGCUGCUGUGGCGACUGCUGCAAGCACUGCUGCUCCUCUCCGGUCCUCCCAAACUUCUCUCCCAGCCACCUCAUCUGAUUCUACCACCUCCUGCAACAGUAUCAGUCAGGGCGAUUCUAACAGCAAUGGUGAACCCACCACGCUGUAUGGCACUGAGAAGAGCAUCCAGCAGCAGCAGAAUCUGCACUACCCUGCUCCCUCCCCCCGCCUCAUCCACCGCCCCUACUCCCCGUCACCGCGCUCCAUCCCUCACUCCCCAUCCGCUCAUCUCCCCUGCUACACGCGCUGCCCCUCCACCCAUCUCGUGAGUCCCAUUCGCCCCCGUGGAAGCUUCAGCCCCAGUAGGUUCCGGGCAUUUGAUGCUGCAGCUGUAGCAGCAGCAGCCUUAGCAGGAGUUUCCCCUCAGCGCCGUCGGUCCCCGUCGCCGAACCUCCCCCGGUAUUCUGCCUCUCCUGGUGCCCAUCCUAGCGGCUUUCCCAUCCGAACCUCGUCCGUGAGCCCGAGCCAGUCGCCCAUGAGCCGAGGACUGCCUCCAAGGUUGCCGCCGAGGUUCGGCAGCAGCGUGAGGUUCGGUGGGGGUGCGAGGGACCUGAGGUUUGGCGAGUUCCGUGAUUCGUCGAGAGAUUCAGAUUUCCGCGAGGGGGCGGGGAGGAGAGGUGCUGGCAUGGGGGAGGUAGGGGGAGGAGGAGCAGGAGGGGUUGGGGGUUUGGGGAAUGGCGGAGGGAGUGGGGGAUACAGCAAAUCUCGGUCGUUGGAUCGACAGAUAAGAGUGGGAUCACCAGGAGGGAUGGUGGGAGGUGCGGGGGAAGUGCUUAUAAUGAAGGGCAGUGGGGACAUAGAUGGAGAAGGGCACGAGGAGGAAAUGCUGGGGGAUGAUGCAGACAGCGAGGAGGAGAGAGGAGAGGAAGAUGAAGGGGAGGAUGAGGACGAUGCGGAGGAGGGAGAGGAGGAGCGAGAGGAGGAGGGUCCAGCGAGUGAGGGCAUGCAGACAGGAUGGCCAGCAGCUGCAACAGUGCCUUCAAGCGAGGCCAGCGGCAGUGGCGACAGCAACAGCGUUGCUGCUACCAGCAAUGGUGGCAGCAGCAUGGGCAAGACAUGGAAGGACAUUCUGCUCUCUGUGAAAGCAGCGACUCAGCCCGGAGCAGCUGUUCCCGGUUCGAAUGCAGGGAGGCAAGAGGGUGCAGGCGCUGCUGCCCUGGCGGCUGUAGCGGCGGAGGUUGUAGCGGGAAUGCACGGAGGCAGGGAGGGAGGGAUGGGUGAUGUGGCUGGGGUGUUGGGGAAUGGAUCAUUGGUGUUUGGUGCGCCUCACGUUGAGGAAACGGGGGGGAUGGCAGGUAAGGCAGUGGGGGCGAUUGGAGAGACGCAUGGGGAGGGGUGCCGGCAGGAGGGAUGGAAGAGGGCGAGAAGCGUGGCGACUGGGGUAUGGGCAGGUGGGCAGCAGCAUUGGGGUGUGGCGGAGGGGGGGAUGGGCAGGGAGAUAAUGGCUGAAGGGAUGGAGAAAGUAGAGAAGGCUCGGUUCACGGAAGGAACAGUGAUGGUGGCUGAUACAGUGGUAGAAGGAAAAGAGAUACGUGGGGGGGAAGGCGAAGGUGUGGAGAGCGGUGGGGCUGGGAAAGGAGAGGCAGAGGGAGGAGCAGAGGGAGGAGCAACAGAGGAUGUAGCUGCAAUCAGCAGCAGCGAAGGUGCAGAGGGGAGAGGGAGGGUGGAGGAGUGGGGGGAGCAGAGUCCCAUUAGGGAGCUGCUGGGGGCGUUGGAGUCUCCCACCAGAUGGGCUCACCUGUGUGCCAAGAUGGAGCAGCAGAGGCAGCUGUUUGAAGCCCAAGAUGACUCUAAAGCCACCCAGCUAUCGGAUCUGCCGGACGAGUUCAUCGUCCAGAUCCUCUCUCGACUCACCGACCCGCUCGACUGGGCGGCAUGCCUCGUCCUAUCCCGGCGCUUCGCCGCCCUCUCCUGCCUCGCGCUACAAGCGCUCUACCUCCUCCCGAACCGCCUGCUCCCCAAGCCUCUGCUGGCUCGGUACCUAGCCUGUUACCCGAACAUGGCAUUGCUGUACCUGCCCUGGAAUAGCCUGGAGGUUGAAGGGGACGAUGUUUUCGAGAUGAUUGCUGCAUCCAGAUUGGAGCUGCAGGCUCUGCACAUUGAUGUCUUCCCUGGUUACAAUGAGCGCACCUAUGCAAGAACACCAGCAGGCCUCACCACCCUCUUCACCUCCCUCCCCUCCCUCCGCUCUCUCUCGCUCUGCACCGGCCGAUUCAUACGCUCCCUCCCGGCCUCCAUCGCCCGCCUCUCGCUCUUAGAGGAGCUGCUUAUAAUGAAUCAGUCUUCGAAGCUCGGUUUGCGUUCUCUUCCACCUGCCCUCGGUCAGCUUUCGAAUCUUCGCCGCCUCGUGCUGGACUCCUGCUUGCAGCUCCCUACGCUGCCCGAGGAAAUUGGGCAGCUGACUGGAUUGGAGGAGCUGGAGCUGCUGAGUCUGGAUUGUCUACGCCAGCUGCCCGAAACUAUCGGGCAGCUUCAGCGCCUGAAAUGGUUCAAGAUGUGCUGGUGCAUGUCAGUUCGCAGCCUGCCCGAGAGCAUCGGGCAGCUGAAAGAAUUGGAGGAGAUGGUGAUCAACAUGGCAGCAAGUGAAACUUGGCUGGGCAGCCUAAAAGAGCUUCCUCAAUCUUUCGGUCAGCUCUGCUCCCUGCGGUUCCUGAAGAUUGUCGGCUGCCCGUUGAUGCUGGAUCUGCCCGAAUCUUUCGGGCAGCUUUAUCAGCUAGAAGAAUUUGUCUUCGACAACAAGGGCUUUGCAGAGGAGUCCGAAGCUUGCGGACUUUUAUCCCUGCCCGACUCCUUCGGGCAGCUGACAAGUCUAGUGCGAUUGGAGCUCCGCAACUGCUUCGCCCUCACCUCCCUGCCCGAAUCUCUGGGGCAGCUUCCGUACCUCUACUCGCUGAAGCUCAUUGGCUGCUAUUCUCUCGCCACGUUGCCCGAAUCUCUGGGCAGCUCGGGCAGCCUCCAGCUGUUUCUUGUGGAUAACAAGGUGGAUGAUGAUGAGGAUGAGGAGGAUGAGGAUGGGGAGGAGGGUGAGGAGGAGGAUGGGGAGGAGGAUGGGAUGAGCAUAGUGAGCCAUUCAACGGCCUUGGACAUGCAUAUGAGCAUGAACGGCACUGACGACACCGCUGCCAGCGACGAUGGCGCAAGCACCGGCAGAAACGGGGACGAAGAAAAUCACAAUAGUUAUGGUCAUGACAAUGUUGACGAUAAUGAGGAGGAUGAUGAGGAGGAUGAGGAUGAUGAUGGUCCGAGUGGUCUGCUCACCCUGCCGGCAUCCAUGGGCAUCACCCCAUCAGCCAUGUGCAAUCUGCGCCAGCUGGUCCUACGAGCCAACGUCUCCCUCACCGCCCUCCCGCCCGCCUUCUUCUCUCUCCGCCUCCUCGAAAGCCUCGUCCUCGACUUCACUGAGACCAGAAACCGGGAGUCAUUCUCAGACCUGCCAGUGAAUUCUCCCAGCCGCCUGGGCUCUCGAUCAGCGUCUCAGGCAUCGCUCUCUGGUCUCGCUGCAGGGAGCAGCGCAGUUGGUAUGGGCACAGGCAGCGAUGCGGUUACCACAGAGACAGGCGGUGGGAUAAACUCUUCCCUCAUGUUGAUUCUGCCGGCUGAUUUGCCACCCACACCGGAGAAGAAAACCAAGCCUGCCGGGAUAGCUGAGCUUCCAGAGGAGAUUUCCCAGCUGGUUAGUCUUCGGCGGUUGGAUCUGAUUGGCUGCUCGAAGCUUUCCAAGCUGCCCGAGUCUCUGGGCAGCCUUCAGUUUCUGCAGAGGCUGGUGGUGGCAUUCUGUCCAGCCAUUCAGGCUCUCCCGGCUGGCGUCGGGCAGCUGAAAUUCCUCCAGACUUUUGUUGUCCAGAACUGCCCGAAUCUGCUGUACCUGCCCGACUCAUUGACAGCAUUGGCUGGGCUGCCCGAGCUGUGCAUAGAUGAGAAAUCUGUGGGUGUGAAGAUUCCAGAGCAUUUGUUGAGGCUGCCUGGGUUCCGCCGUGACAGCUGUUUCUUUGAAGACCGGCUCUUCAUUGACCUGGUUGAGUAG